Pelobates cultripes (western spadefoot toad) is the source of this 56919-nucleotide messenger RNA. The record is from the annotation of a GenBank genome assembly. NCBI's taxonomy places the organism in Eukaryota, Metazoa, Chordata, Amphibia, Anura, Pelobatidae.
CAGCCUGACCCUAAUAGUUAAACAGGGAAUUCUGAAGUGCUUUGAGUGCUGGCCUAGCCCUGAAGGGAGGAUUGCACAGUGUGAUUGUGGGCAGAGCUGGCUUCUAAUCAUUAAUCCCAAAAGCGCCAUUACUGGAAAACAUUGAGAGGUGAGAAAGGGAGGAAGAAAGAAAAAGUGGGGAGAGAGGUGAGACUAAUGAGAGAGCGAGAGAGAGAAAGAAAGAGAGAGGGGGAGUGCAAAGAUACGGUGAGGCUGACAGAAGGAAUGAGAAAGGACAUAUCAGGUGAGAUGCAAACAGGUGGAAGGGGGGAUAAACAGAAAAUGGGAGACAGAAGAAAGUGAAUGAGACAACGGAGGGAGAGGUUGAGAAGGUGAGAGAGUGUGUACUGAAAAGAGAGAGCUGUGGAAGGUCAAAGGGAGAGAGAAUAAGAGAAAGUUAGAGAGAGAAAGAAAGUGACAGGAGGGAGAGAAUAGAAGAAGGUGAAAAACAGAGAAAGAGGGUGAAUUCCACAAGAAAAUAAGGCAGAGGAGGAGAGAACUGUGUUAUUGUUUGUUUAGUUAUGUUGCUUCUACUUUUCAAACUACAGCACUAGCUGGUGUUUUGUAAAUAACAGAGCAAUAACGGUGUCAGCAUGGCAAGAAGUGAAAAAGAAACACAUAUGUUUGGUAUUAAAGGAGGAGAUUUAACUAAGUGAGAAAAGGGAGGAGAGACAUAACACGAUACCAAUCUGUGUAACGAAAUCCAGUAAUACUCUGAUCCUUUUCAUUUUGUCAUCAGAAUCAGACAUUGAUGCCAUGGACAGAGGAUGAAGUGAAAGGUAGGCGAGAUUCGGAUAUAUUUCAUUAAGGGAAAUGUGACUUAAUUGUAAAGAAAUUCCAAUGGUUUCUUAUAGUUUAUAAAAGGUCAAUAAUAUAGCUACAAUUAUAAAGUAUUUGUUGGGAUUCGUGGAACAGAAAUGGAAACAUUUAAUUAUUUAGAAUGCAAGUAAUGUCAGAAGAGGUGGCGAUGAAGAAGAAAAAUUGGCCAUUUAGAGGAGGCAUGGUAAAAGAGGUGAUUAAGAAAGUGAGGGUAGGAGAGUGGGAGUUAAGGAGUAAACCAGUUUAAACUCAGAGGAACGUUGAUAAGGACUGCAACAGAAACAAAAAAAGUAUAUGAAACCAAAGGAGAGAGCAAAUAAAGGAGGGUGUGCAAGAGAAACGCGGAGCGUGGUGAUAAAGAGAAUAAAAGAAAAGGAAUAGGAAAGAGAGGGGGGAGAGAAGAGCUAAACAUGAGAGAAACUGAAUAUAGGUGAAAGAGAGAUGCUGUACAGAGCGGGAUGAAAAACGGACAAACUAAAAUCUUUGUUAUCCUACCUACAGGGCACAGACACCAUCAUGUACAACCAGAACCGCUACGACAGCCCCCCAGUCUACAGCCCACCCAGCAACUAUUACCAGCAGAAAAGCUUUGGUCCUGAAUCUAAUGCCUACCCUAUCCAGUCCCCACAUCCUAACUCCUUUUACCUUGAAGAUGUUCCCCCACAACAUUUUUACAAAUGGAAAUCUCCCCCUGGGAUAGUCCGCAUCCUGCAAGCCAUUAAUAUUUUCCUCUGUGUGGCAAUCUUUGCCUGCGUGGCUUCUACUCUUGCCUGGGAAUACAACUAUGGAGGUUUAGGGGGUAUUGGUGGCAUGUACGGUGGAGGUAUGAUGGGUGGCUAUGGCGGCUAUGGCUAUGGUAGCUAUGGUUAUGGCUCUGGAAUGACAAAUCCUCAGGCUGCCAGCGGUUUCAUGAUGGCUAUGGCAGUGCUGACAUUUGCAUCCACCUUGGGCCUAUUUAUUAUGAGCGUUUCUAAAUCCAGUGGUUCUCGAUCGCGGAGAUUUUUCUUGGCUGUGCUAGUGAUGAGUGCAAUUCUGGCCACUUUGGACCUUAUUGCCACAAUUGUCUAUAUAGUUGGUGUGAACCCAAGGGCCCAAAUGGGUGGUAGUAUGUACUACAGCCAGAUCAUGAUGCUUUGUAAUCAGGUCUACUCUCCAGUGUCUGGUGGAGCAGGAUUUGUCAAUCAGUAUCUGUACCAUUACUGCAUGGUGGACCCACAAGAGGUGAGAACAGGUUGAAACUAACAUAAUUCUUUCAUCUUUAUAAGGGUUAUUCACUAGAGUGAGAAUUCAAGGUGAUUUUAGAGUGAAUUUCAAAUGUAAGGUCAAAACAGCCGAUCUGGAAAAAUUCUCUAAGUCAGCUAUGCUUUGAGUAUGGCUACUCUGGCCUUAAAUUUGAAAAUCUAUUUGAAUUCAGCCUGAAUUCUCACCUUAUUGAAUAACCUUGUAUAUAUUUUUUAUUGCUUGAUUUACAUUUAUUUUUCUGUCUAUUUCCAUCCAGGCUAUUGCUAUUGUGUGUGGUUUUGCUAUAGUCAUCCUGCUAUGUGUCACAUCUUUUUUCGCUCAGAGGACAAGGCGAAAGAUAUGGCGAUAUGGGGAACCAAAUAUUUUAUGGAGCAAGCCCUUUGUGCCAAUCCAAGAGGGACCCAAUGUGGAAGAAUGGGUGAGUUUGAGAAUGUCAAAAAGUUAUUAUUACAAUAAUGUUUGUUUCCUUGUGUCUCGUGGCAGUAUGGAAUAUGAGAUGAGAUUGCACAGAGCCAUACUUUAAAAGAGUAUUUAACAAUAUAUGUUUUAUUCUCAUAAAUGGACUCGUGUUUUUCUUGCACCUCCCUAGAGAAAAUCAAUUCCCUAUACAUUUAAAGAUAUUGAAUUAUUCCCCCAUCCAUUCAUCUAAAAAGACCUGUGAAAAAAAAUGUAAUACAAUUCAAAUACAUUUUUCUUAAUAAAAAAACAUUAUUGCCCAGCAAAACCAUAUCAAAUAAAAAACACUUGAUUUAUAUUUUUUUUCCAAUCUUUAUUUUCUUUGUGCAAUUGGUUACAAACAGGCUUGCCAAGCCCCAACAACAGUGCAAGCUUUGCAAUAACAGUCAUGUUAUAACAGUGUGUGGCACUGAGAGAUGUGGCACAUUUUUAUAGAAUUAUUAAUAACAAGAUAUUCAGAUGCUUAGAAUGCGUGAUAAUGACAGGCUAUGUAUACUUGUCUGCAACAUUUGGUUUAAACCACACUUUCCACAGAGAUUAAAUGUCAUUCUAAGAAAAUGCUUGUGUUAAAUAUACCUGGCUAACCGCUGAGCUAGUCUGACACUUAAACUAAGGAGAGCCGCAAGACAAGGUGAUUGAUAUACAGGAAUAUUAUAUUGGUGUAAUAGGAGGGUAGAUAAGCAGGAUAUACUGACAGAGAAACAUGUACAGUGGUAUAACGUUGUAUAGACUAGUCAAGGAAUCAAAUAUGUACAAACACACCCAGCUAUUCGGGGGGUACACCAACUCCCUACUGCAUAACAUUUUUUGCCUGUAGUAGAUUAAACAAAGAGCAUAGUUAAUAUUCAGGCUAGGCUUGGAGUCGCUUAUAUUGUACCUCCGGAGCAUUUUCAUUAUGUUACUUUACCGCAUCAAUAGUAGGUCAUUUAGUGUAGAGAGAGACAAAAGAAAAGAAAUGAAAAUCAUAAUACAAAAUAAAGAAAACUUGGUGCAUAGUAUUUAAAGCAUAUAUAAAUUGCUUCUCUUGUUGCCGAAGAGGGAGUAUGCUCAGAUGGCAGUCCCUAGAUCAAGUUCAGCCAAUUCCUCAAAAUGGCCUAGCUUCUACCUCGUCUGGGCAUAUGUUUCUCUGGAGCGGCGGGCCUCCUCUGGCCCAGGCCUGCAACAGAGCCGGCAUCUUUGUACCACAGACUUGGGUUCGUCGAGGGACCAAGUCCAUCCCCUAUAGGGGGAGGGUGAAGAAGGUGAGUGGCAAUCUCUGCUGGCCAUAGAUGCUCUGUCGCCCGCUGGACGAUGCUUUGAGGUCUUGCCUCGGGUGGCCACCGACCUUAGUGAGCGGUCAUGAGGUUGUGAAAUCCUUGUUUUAGAUUGUGCUCUGUGAGGAGGCUUCACCGUAUGUAACUGCUCCUUUCUCUGGUGUCCUUUCCACGGUACAGACUUGUGGGCCAUGGUGUCAAUUUGACAUGCUUGUAUCUUCAGCGAGAAGUUCUGGAAGAUCUGGUCUAGCCAUCACAGCUGGUAGGCAGUGGCUUUGCUAAGUGCCCUCUUGGUUGCAUUUGCGCCAUGUGCGUUUGUGCACGCAGCAUCCGCCAUCUUGGGAUGUUGUUGUGCAAUAUCUGCUUGGUUUAAGUGUAGAGCCAAGCUGGUAUAGCCGACUACUCUCCAGAGGGGACCGGGAUAUCCCCCACCAGUUCAGAGUGGGGAGGAGAUGGGGGUAAGAGAGUCUCAUAAAGCUAGGUUUGAUUCAGAGGGAGGAAAGCGGCUGCCUCUCCUCCACUCCAUCUCCAACUGCCGCAGUUAUUAGAGCCGCAGGUUAUCAAUUAAGGUAUCCAAAGGUAGGUCCAGGUGUCACCUUGAGUUGAGGUCUCCGACUUGUUAGCUCGGGCUAUCACCGUCUUGCCAGCUUGAAUUCCAAGCUUCGCCCCCGAUUAUUAUUAUUUUUUUUUAUCGACUCAUUAAAAAUAUCUGUGUGAGCUUUUCCUGCCUUGAAUGCUCAGCGAGCAUGUCUCAUUCUGCCCCUCAAUGUGUUGAGAUGGAUUUUUUAUAAGCUGAGCUUUUUUGCUUUCUUUUUUAUAUUUUACACCAUUUCAUUGGGAUAUAGUAAAUUUUAUUUAUCCAUUUAUUUAUUUUACAAUCUCUAUUUAUGUGAAUUUUUGUCUUAGAAAAUUGGGGAGGACAGAGUGGGAAAAACAUAUGUGAUACAAUGAUAAUAUUCCACAGCAAUCCAAAUGGUAAUACUGUAAAUGAUUGACAAUUCAAGGACCCACUACUUGGAACAGAAGCUUAGUACAUUAUUAUAAAGCCACUUGGUAACUAAACUAGUGGGCCAACUCAGACAUCCCUAAAUAAACAUAAUGCACAUCUGCAGGCCUCCAGGUGUGUAGGAUUAACUGUAUCCCUGUCUACGUGACUCUUCUUAGGUCUAGUGGGCCCGUCCUUAUUGAAAGAUAGGGUUAGUGUCAUGUUCCUGAGCAGGGUCAUAGAGAAGACGAUUGCCAGGGUUAUUGGUUGAAACUUUCUUUGUUUUUUUAGACAUAACAAUUUACUAAGCACUACGGAAUCUGUUGGCGCUAUAUAAAUGGCAAUAAUAAUAAUAAUACUAGAAAGCAAGAAUUAAGGCAAUAUGCCACAAAAAGAAUACUUUGAGAGUUAAAGGACCACUAUAGUGCCAGAAAAACAUACUCGUUUUCCUGGCACUAUAGUGCCCUGAGGGUGCCCCCACCCUCAGGGUCUCCCUCCCGCCGGGCUCUGGGGAGAGGAAUGGGUUUAAAUCUUACCGUUCACCAGCGCUGGGCGGGGAGCUCUCCUCCUCCUCUCCUCCUCCAUAGCGAUGUCAUCGGCUGAAUGCGCAUGCGCGGCUGGAGCCACGCGCGCAUUCAGCCAGUUCAUAGGAAAGAAUUUACGCUAGACAGUUAAACUAAGAAUGCACCCAUGCCACCCGGCAGCCCCUUUUGGUAAUUUUUAUUUGACACAUUUUUUUGGUUGAAUAAAGAAGAUUGAAGAAGGCUUCAAAUAGUAAUUAUUUUUUAUUAGUAGUAGUCUUUAUAUCCUCCUUAAUAUUGCUAAUGUGAGGGGGUGGACAUAUUUUGGAUGGGUGGCAAGGGUUCCUUAAGCCUCUAGGUCGCAAGGUGUGUGAUUAUAGGUCUAUGAGCAAUUUUCAUGUAAUAUACACUCAGUAUGCUUUUUACAUUUCUUUAAUUCGUGUCAUAGACAUUGCUUUGUAUUUAGGCUAGUGAGUAGUUUUUUCAAAGUUCAUGUCUUAUAACUGAGAAAUCCAUGCACACAAUGUCAACUUCUUUUCACCGAGCCUCUCCUACUUUUGUUGAAGUUCAUGGGACUCUCCACUGAGACACUGAAAAUGUUAAUUUUACUGGUGGCACUUGUAUAGUGAGCAAUUACACAUACUUUCGCUAGCACUGCUAUCGUUAAAGAGCAUUUCUUUCAGAGUCCAUUGGUGAACACCAAAUGGUCUUGGAGUUCUAAUGGUUUCCUAAGCUCUGAACCAGUGGCGUACACACAAUCCAUGAGGCCCCGGUGUGAAACUGAUCCGUGGGCUCCCCCCUCCCCUGAUCCAUGCCCCCUCAUCCCUCCUGACACAGACACACAGACACACACAAAUAUACACACAGACAGACACACACACACAUACAUCCCUCGACAGACACAUACAGACAGACACACACACAUAUAUACACACAGACAGACACACACACACAGACACAUACAUGCACACACAUAGAGACACAGAGACACAUACAGAGAGACACACACACAUACAGAGACACACACACACAUAGACACACACAUACAUAGACACACACACAUACAUACAGGGCCCCAUGGAUUGUGUGUACGCCACUGCAUACAUAGACACACACACAUACAGAGACACACGUACAUACAGAGACACACACGUACAUACAGAGACACACACACAUACAUACAGAGAGACACAGACACAAAUACAUUGACACACACACAUACAUACGGGGUCCCAUGGACUGUGUGUACACCACUGCAUACAUAGACACACACACACAUACAGAGACACACAAAUACAUACAGACAGACACACACAAAUACAUUCAGAGAGACACAGACACUCACACAGAGUCACACAAACACACACACAUACAGAGACACACACACAUACAGAGACACAGACACACACACACACAGAGAGACACAGACACACACACAUACAAAGACACACACACAUAUAUACAGAGACACAGACACACACACAUAUAGAAACAGACACACACACAUAUAGAAAAUGUUUCCUAACUUGUGACUUUCCCUGGGGUCCAGUGGGGGCUCAGCCUGAUGGGAGUCAGAGUUCCCACUCUGACUCCCUUCUCCUUCCUCCCGCGCAGGAUCUCAGUAUGCUGGGAGGAGUGACUGGGGAAUCACUUCCUGCCAGCGAUGAUGUAAUCACAGGGGGCCUGGUCGCGCUGUUAAAGCGCCCAGCACAGACCAGGCCCCCUCACAAUCCAUAUCCAUUGGGUGUCCCUGACAGCAUGGGCCACCCGAUGGACCCCUUAACAUGCGGUCCCGGCGGUUUGCCGCAUGAGCCGGGGCCACAAAACGUGGCAACUGGUACCCGGUAUGUACGCCACUGCUCUGAAUUAAUCUUUACAAAUUGCCACCACUGCAGUUAUACUAGUUAGUAAAUAUUUAUUUAUAAAAUAUUUUACCAGGAUGGAUACAUUGAGAUUUCUCUUGUUUUCAAGUAUGUCCUGGGUCAUCAAAACAUUGUAUUAUUACAAUAGGAUACAAUAUUACAAAAAAUACAAUAUACAAACUAAAUAUAUUGUAACAGCACACCGAGGCAUAAAAGGGUUAAACCGCCGUUUAGAGGAUAUUCCCCUUCCAGAUACACAGUCAGCUACCAAAGACACCAAUCUGCCGAACAGGAAACUAUACGAAUGCUGUAAACAGCCGAAUAGAAAAAACCAUACAAAAGGUUUACACUCCUAGCAGUCGAACUGGAACAGCAUACAAUAAAUCCCCCCAAGAGCGAAACAAAGCUCCGUGUUGAAGGUCAAGCAGUGAACAGACAGAGCUGUGGGUUUAUUGUUCUUAUAUACACAUUCUUACACAUUAGUACCACCCACAGGGUUUUGGAAAACAACCAAUAAACACGUACAAUACACUCAGACACUCCCACACAAAAUCCUUCCCUCUGCCUGUGAUGCAAUUACCUUACACAAUAGGUAAUGUAAUUAUCACAGGCAGAGAAAUACAGUUUUUCCACAUUAUUCAUGAUUUUAAAAGUAUGCAUCACAUUCACUUACAUUUUCAGAAUCAGCAUACUCCAAAUACAAACAUAAGUCAAAAUCAUACAAAUUGGUCCAGUGGUUCAAAAGAUAGAUCGUAGUCCUUUGUGACCAAAUGAAGCAUGGCAUUUCUGCCCAAAACCAGUUCCACAGAGUCUUCUAGCCUGGAGAUAAUUGGAAGUAAUCCAAUUAUCUCCAAGGACAGAGGCAAAACUCCAUUGAACACAUGGCAGCAAAAGACAAUAAAAUACAUAAAAAUAUAUAACUGUGCAGCCAUUGCAUAAAACAGGUGCAUUCAACAUAUCCCCAGAUAGCUCAUAUCUGAGCGCAUAUUAUUACUGAAUGGCACUCAGAUCACACACAUACAGUUCAAUUGCCAUAGAGCCAAAGUUUUUCCCAUAGUCUUUCAUUAUACGAAUGGGCUCCAUUGCAUAGCUAUCUGGGGUAUCACCGCUCAAACAGGGCAAGCACCAAAUGACCCGGCUUUCGUGUCUUUGCAGGGGAAAAAAUCAAGCGUUUCAACGUGGGGCCAUAGUCUAAAGGCAGCAGGCGGGCAAUGAGGCUCCUCCAAUGCACAGUGGCGAGAUUGGUCUUGUCACAUCUAUAUAUAUAUAUAUAUAUAUAUAUAUAUACACACACACAUACAUAUACAUACAUACACACAUAUAUAAAUUUAACAAAUGUCAAUUUUACAUAACAUAACUUUGCUGCAAAGAAAGCCCAUCGGUCUAUGUUGAAUCAAGUUAAUUACAUGCCUCAUUAAGUAUGUUCAUAUCUAUAUAUUUCUAUCUACAUACAUAUUUGUAUAUUGAUGUCUUUAUGAAAGUGAAUGUCUAUAUGUGCAUGUUCACAUGCAUUUCGGUGUAUUUAGUAGCAUUUAUGUGUGCAUGACUGUACUUGUAAGCAUUAUUAUAUACAUAUGCAUACAUUGUAUUUCUUUUUAGAUUUAUUUAAUUUUACUUGUGCAUACAUAUACAUUCACAUCCACACGCACAUAUAUAUAUACAUACAAAUUCAUGCAUUCACACACAUAUUAAUACAGUACUUGUACAUAUAUUUACUCUGCAAAUUACAGGGAGUGCAGAAUUAUUAGGCAAGUUGUAUUUUUGAGGAUUAAUUUUAUUAUUGAACAACAACCAUGUUCUCAAUGAACCCAAAAAACUCAUUAAUAUCAAAGCUGAAUAUUUUUGGAAGUAGUUUUUUAGUUUGUUUUUAGUUUUAGCUAUGUUAGGGGGAUAUCUGUGUGUGCAGGUGACUAUUACUGUGCAUAAUUAUUAGGCAACUUAACAAAAAACAAAUAUAUACCCAUUUCAAUUAUUUAUUAUUACCAGUGAAACCAAUAUAACAUCUCAACAUUCACAAAUAUACAUUUCUGACAUUCAAAAACAAAACAAAACAAAUCAGUGACCAAUAUAGCCACCUUUCUUUGCAAGGACACUCAAAAGCCUGCCAUCCAUGGAUUCUGUCAGUGUUUUGAUCUGUUCACCAUCAACAUUGCGUGCAGCAGCAACCACAGCCUCCCAGACACUGUUCAGAGAGGUGUACUGUUUUCCCUCCUUGUAAAUCUCACAUUUGAUGAUGGACCACAGGUUCUCAAUGGGGUUCAGAUCAGGUGAACAAGGAGGCCAUGUCAUUAGAUUUUCUUCUUUUAUACCCUUUCUUGCCAGCCACGCUGUGGAGUACUUGGACGCGUGUGAUGGAGCAUUGUCCUGCAUGAAAAUCAUGUUUUUCUUGAAGGAUGCAGACUUCUUCCUGUACCACUGCUUGAAGAAGGUGUCUUCCAGGAACUGGCAGUAGGACUGGGAGUUGAGCUUGACUCCAUCCUCAACCCGAAAAGGCCCCACAAGCUCAUCUUUGAUGAUACCAGCCCAAACCAGUACUCCACCUCCACCUUGCUGGCGUCUGAGUCGGACUGGAGCUCUCUGCCCUUUACCAAUCCAGCCACGGGCCCAUCCAUCUGGCCCAUCAAGACUCACUCUCAUUUCAUCAGUCCAUAAAACCUUAGAAAAAUCAGUCUUGAGAUAUUUCUUGGCCCAGUCUUGACGUUUCAGCUUGUGUGUCUUGUUCAGUGGUGGUCGUCUUUCAGCCUUUCUUACCUUGGCCAUGUCUCUGAGUAUUGCACACCUUGUGCUUUUGGGCACUCCAGUGAUGUUGCAGCUCUGAAAUAUGGCCAAACUGGUGGCAAGUGGCAUCGUGGCAGCUGCACGCUUGACUUUUCUCAGUUCAUGGGCAGUUAUUUUGCGCCUUGGUUUUUCCACACGCUUCUUGCGACCCUGUUGACUAUUUUGAAUGAAACGCUUGAUUGUUCGAUGAUCACGCUUCAGAAGCUUUGCAAUUUUAAGAGUGCUGCAUCCCUCUGCAAGAUAUCUCACUAUUUUUGACUUUUCUGAGCCUGUCAAGUUCUUCUUUUGACCCAUUUUGCCAAAGGAAAGGAAGUUGCCUAAUAAUUAUGCACACCUGAUAUAGGGUGUUGAUGUCAUUAGACCACACCCCUUCUCAUUACAGAGAUGCACAUCACCUAAUAUGCUUAAUUGGUAGUAGGCUUUCGAGCCUAUACAGCUUGGAGUAAGACAACAUGCAUAAAGAGGAUGAUGUGGUCAAAAUACUCAUUUGCCUAAUAAUUCUGCACUCCCUGUAAUAUGCAAACUCUAAAUUAAACAGUUACACAUUCACAUGCGGUAAUUAAUUGUAUGCACAUAAACUUCCACAUACUUACAUUCACACUUCACCCAUUAAGUUGUUUGCCUGCAACAUAAAUAUAUUAACACAGUAAAAAUUACUUAAAAAUAUGGAUUCAAUAAGUGUAAGGGUGGAAAUUUGUACACGACUGGUUUGGUGCGUCGAUCUGGUUGACCACAAUGCAGCAAAAAAAAAAUGCAUCACUGCAUCCAAAAACAUAGUUUUCCUGAGCAAAAAUAUAAAUCUAAAAAUGUUUUAAACUGGCAACGUAGAAAGGCCAUAGGAAAAAAAUAUCAAAUAUUUUACAUGGAGAAAAACAUGCUUAAAGACCUAGAAGUCAAAUCUUAUCCCUCAUGACUACUUUGAAAAUUAAAAUGUAUUGAGUCAAACCCCUACACUAGCCAGUUUUUCUGGCUGGUUUAUCGUGGAUUUUCAGAACUGAAUUGGCCCACUGGGAAACCAAGAGAUUGCCUGGUGGGCCUCAUUAGCCUGGGGCUGGCCAUGUACACAGAAUUAAAAAGUGUGGAGUCACUGGGAUAAAUUACGUUAAGUAAAAUGGUAAGCAGCUACCACGUGCGGCAAAACCUAAUUGCAACCCAGUAAAGGGCACAGGUGUAUGUGUUAGGAUAUGGGUCAGUUAGUUUCAGAAAGUAUGGCCAUACAAUAGAUCCUUUUGAUAAAUGUGUGUAUAUAAAUAUGUAUAAUUUUAAAAAAAUUAUUAUUAGGAUUUUUUUCCUAAAUGAAACUAAAAAGUUUUACUUAUUUUUUUUUAAAUUCUGACAAUAUUAUGUUUUAUGAACAAUAAAGAUGUGGAAUUCUCUAUCUAAAGAGGUUGUCUUAUCAUAUUCUAUAGAUAAUUGUUUUUUAAUUAUUAUUAUUAUUUAUUUAUUUAUUUUUAAAGGCCUGAUGCUUUUUUGCAAAAACAGAAUAUUCAAGGAUAUAAUUGAUAUGUAUGUGAACAGGUGGUAGACCUGGAAAAAUCUGAUUGCUAUUAUGGAGCCAAUAAGGUUCCCCUCUGCCCCCCCUUUUUGUGACUUAAUUGGAAAUAAACACAAUUGGGUUGUUUGUCUUCUUUUGGAUCAACAACAUAAGUUAAUGGUUUUUGAGCUUGAACCUUAUAGACUUUAUUCCCCUUUCAAUCUAGAUCACUAUGAAAUGAAGUAUGUAAUAUAUGUAAAGUAAUAUAUAAGAAAUUUGUGGCACAGUUAAAGCGGCCCUGUAAUUUUUUUUCCUCUUUGUUAGUUUUUCCUUAUGCCUUUUGAAUCUUCAUGAUUAUACUCCCCUCAUUGCCAUUUGUUUUUAUUUAUAUUUAUUAUAUUUUCUUUCUUGUGCCAGAUCUCAAUAUCUGGUUACAGCCAUUUUGUUCUGCUCUGUCCAUUAUGCCUGCAGUUUACCUUCUGUGGGAUUGAUUUAGGACCAAGGACAGAACGUAUGAAAAUCAUUGACAGGGAAUUAAGGAAACUAAGAAGGAGGCACCCAGUUGCAGAAUAAAGAGGUCCGGAUUUCUAUAUUAAAUUUGCCAAAUGUUUACCAAACACAAUAUUAAAAAUCCCAAGAACUGACAGCUCCCUUUUAAUAUUUAUUUUUGCUCAGUACAAAUAUACAAUUUUAAGCAAAAUAUAUUACAUGUAUUCUUCCUUAAAGGAACACCUCAAGCACUCUAGUCAUUACAGUGUGCUGUUGAGGUUAUGGUGCCAGGAGUACCCCGAUACCCCCAAAUUUAAAUAGUCUAAUAGUUUUCUAAUUUAUUCUACCAAUUAGCUUAAGGUUUACCUCGUCCCUACUUUGUAUGUAUGUAUGUAAUAGUUUCAUACUAAUUUAAUACCCUUCAUUCUAUCGAAGUCCCUCAUUUAAUAUUUACCUUUCAAUAUUCCCUCAUUUUAUAACCUCCAUCAUUUACCCUGUCAAUAAGUGUUCAUCCUUCGCCUGACUUCAAGGGCAUUGUUUGGGAUAUUACUUGCUUACAUACCACGCUUACAGCAGUCCUCGUGCUGGGAGCUAUGGGUUGGAGGCUUAGAGAGAGCUCUGUUCAAGCAGAUAAUUAGACUAGUUAAAACGAUGUCUAGUGAAGGUAGAUUAAGUCAGCACGACAAGGAAAUGCAAAUUAAAGAACAAAUUAACUAAAUAGCAAACAUUCUUCAAAUCAACCAGUACUACUAGAAAAUAAUUCAGCAUAAUGGGAGUUGUUGUCUGUAGCUAGUGGAGAACUAUUAGUUGCCUAUCCCUAGGUACAUGCAAGGCAUUAUGCACUCUGUUUAGCUGCCAGUGAAUAUUUACUUACUGAUAUGGCUAGUUUCUGUCUAGUGACUGAUUAACCCUCUUCCCAUAGCAAUAGAGCACAUUGUUCACACCUCAGUUUAAGGUGGGAGAAAAUAAUCCACUCAAUACCAUUUUAUUAAAAUUAUUUACACAGUUAUCUAUAUGCAGGUGAGAUCACCUGAUUUUUUUUUCUUUUGUAAAAUGGGAUUGCAAAAUCUGGGCUAAAAUUGCUGAUAAAGAAAAUUCACAACUUAGAUAUAAUCGUCUAUUGGAUAUUUUAGGCAAAAUUUUGCAAUUAGAUUUUUAUUUCACUACAAUUCUGUAUUAAUGGGGGAACAAAAUUAUAUUAAACUUAAAAAAUGUCCAAGGUUAUGGACUGAAAUAAUUAUACACUUUAUUAUAUUUAAUUAAUAACCCAACAGCCUCUGUUUGUAUUAAGAAUUGGGAGUGCUUUGUGUCUCGAACUGUAUAAUAUAAAAUUUUCCCAAAUUGCUGAGUUUUAAUAAGAUUUUAGCAUGAAGCUGAUUUGCUUAAUUUUAUUAGAUUCCAGAUAAGGAGUUAGGGGUUAUAUAAAAAUUCACAGUCAAGACAUAUCACAUGCGUUCUGAAAAUAGUUUAGCAAGCUAACAAAAAGCACAUAGUGGUUUGAUUAAGCACAAGAAUGUAUUAGAUAAAAAUAGAAAACUUCAGAGCAUGUGUCACUCAUAUCUGACAGAAUGGUAAAAAUAUGGAAACAUAAACAUUAAUAAAUAGUUACUGCAACUGUCAUCAUCACUCCUGCUUUUAAAAGUGUUCAUUCGUGGUAAGAUUCUCUAUGUGCAGUGUUUAAGCUUUAAAACCCGCACAUCCAGAGAUAUUUGCACUUGUGUGCUGGGGGUUAGUUGCAUUCAGCGCAUGUUACCUAGGCAGCCUAAUGUCAAUUCUGUGCAAAAUUUACAUCUGUUGUCAGCAUGCAAAGUACGCUGGCGCCAAACAUAGAUAAAUGUGCCUGCAAAGAGAAGCAUGCAUAGUCCCUUCCUCUUGUAUCUGAUAUCUCUCUGCCAUCCCUAACUCCCUUUACCCUUUAUCUGCAAUUUUUUGUUUGUUUGCUUGGUUGUUUUAAUAAACCCUCCUUCCCUCCCUUGUCCACUCCACUCACUCCCUUCGUAAUCUUAAAGGUUUAGAAACAUUCCAAUCAAGUGCUUCUCUAUGCUAAUCUGAAGCAUUUGAUUGCACUGCGCGAGGGAGCUGUGAUGUCAGAAGAGGCAUAAGGAGCUUUGCACAGUGCUGAACUUUAGGUAAGUUUAUUGCUUUUUAUAAGGUUAAAUGAUGAAAAAACUAAAUGUGUACUUAAAAAGGGUUGGAGUAACCCUUUAAGCCAAGCAUUUCCAACUCACGACCCACGCAAUCAAUAUCUUUUGUUGAGUUUGACAUGCUUACUAAAGCAGAGUAGGCACCUGCUCUCCCCAUAUUGCAGGUGCCUACUCUGCUAAAACGUACGCGGCUGGGGAGGAAAGAUCACUGGCGGCAGCAAGGGAGCUCAGUCUUCCGACUCAUCGCGUGUGGCCUCUGUAGUGAUGCCGGAAUAUGAUGUAGUUUAGGCACCCUGCAUCAGUCAGUGUGAGUGUGCCUGUCAGUGUGAGUGUCUCUGUCGGUGUGUGUUGGUCAGUGUUGCGAUGGCUGCAGCUGGAUAGUGGAGGACCUGGAGGUGCAUGGAGGCACGCAACACCACCUCACAUUCCAACAUGUCGUCAACAUGCUACACCUUCAGAAUUUUUCAAGGAGUAGCGGGAGGAUCCGCUUUGGCACAGGGUGCGGACAUCACUAUUGGGGGUAUACCAGGACUGAGACUGGGAUUGGGAUUUAGUAUAGAGGGGCGGACUGGGAUUUAGUAUAGAGGGGGGCACUGGGAAUUAGUAUAGAGGGGGGACUUGGAUUUAGUUCAGAGGUUUAGUAGAGGGGGAUGCUGUUUUUUUUUAACACUGUACUUUUCUAUAAAUUUAUUUUAUUUUUAUUUAUUUUUUUGUGGCCCACAUAAACUUAAACCUUGUUUAUUUGGCCUGUGCUAUCCUUUGAGUUUGACAUGCUUGUUUUAAGCUACAUGGAAAUCAAACAGAUUAGUGUAGUAGUGGGUGUAUGUGCAUAUGUAGUGAGGUAUGGAAGAAUCUGAGAAAAUACUCAAAAUAAACUGGGAUAAUUCUGGGGCUAGAUUCAAAGUGGUUGAAGCGGUUUUCAGUACAAACAAUAUUUUCACCAAUGCUUUCACUUGCAGAAUUCUUUGCCAAGGAAAACCUCAACUGAGAAUUGGGGUUAACAAGUGACCCAUAAGUAAAUCAAAGGGAUUGCAAAGGCAGAGACUUGUGAUAAAACAGUCACUGAAAGACUAUGCUUUCUAUAAACGAAACCCUCUCAGUUCACAAACAUAUAAAAUAAUAAUGGAAGAAAAUGUUAGUGGUCCCAAGACCCUAUAUUUAAAAAAAAAAAAAAGGACAGCAGCAGUAUGCUCCUCGAUCUUUAGCUCAUGUGUAAGAGAUUUCAAGCUGCAUGAAGUAAUAUUGGGCCCCAGGCCAACUGCAAACAAAAUAUAUUAUGAGAAAGUAGAAUGGGUAGAUGGUCAUGUAUAAAUGAGUUGUGAGCUAGCACAAGUCUCCGUCCCUUUAGUUCAUGACAAUUUUGAGUGUGGUGGAUAAGGCAAGGGGGUACUAUAUGUGCCAAAAUCACAAACUUUCAUUUUAUUUAUUUUCUUUCUUUUUUUUCUUUUUUUUUGCUGCCAGUUUAUUGUUACUAAGCAAAGAAUAUAUCUGUAUGUAAUACAUAUUGGUAGUAUAGGAUUUAGAUUCUCAGUAAAUAUAAUAAAAAGUAGGAUGACCGACCCCUUGAGACCUACAGCACUUGUAUCCUGGAAGAGGAUUUGGCUUUUAGCGCCACUUUCUCUCCCUCAUCUAACCCAGGGGUGCCCAAUAGGUAUAUCCCGCAGAUGUUGUAGAACUAAAAUUCAAAUGAUGCUUUGCAUGCCUGUAAAAUGACACAGCAUCAUGGAGCUGUAGUUAUAAAACUGGGGAUCUACCUUCUGGGCACUCUGAUUUAACCCAUGAACUUAAUUUCCUCAGCCGCCUUUGUCCCUAUUUGCAGGCACCUAAGUUUUGUACCUCAUAGAAUUAGGAGAACAUUUAUAUUCCAGGAUCACCCUGUAAGAAUUUUUGUCUUUGUUUUUUAAAGAUUCCUUUUAUAGCUUAUAUAUGAACUUUUAAUUGUAGCCAACAGCUCAGUUCCAUUUGUUACAUGUUCAUCUCCAUUUAAUGCACAUUGUUAAAUUAUUACAGCAAUAUAGCAGUUCUUUGUAAUGUGUAACUAUGAUUCAAGGACUCUGAACAUCCAUAGGAUACACAAGCAGAAGGAGUGGUAUUCUUGUGUCAUUGUUAUGACAUGUUAUGGAUACUUACUUUGUAGUGUCACUCAUUAAAACUAAAUAUAUAUAUAGAGAGAGAGAGAAAUGCAGGAGGAAGUUUUUUCCAAGUAUUGGUUAAAUCUCAUAAGAGCAGGCAUUAGGAUGCUAGAGUAGGACCUGCUAAAAAUGGGGUACAUUGACAUUGUGGUGGGCUUAUGCAAUGUAUGAUCAUAUACUGUAACUAAUCCCACAUUGUUUUUGCCUUGAUGAGUUGUGUUAUGUUUUCUUAUAUCAUAUGAGAUCCAGCGCACUCACUCAUUUUUAAAACAGCAACUUGAAAGCUAAGAGAACUUAAUAAUUUUUUUUUUUUUUUAAACACACAGUUCAGGCAAAACAAUAAGGAUUUUGUUACAGUACAUGAUUACACGUUUCAUAAGCUUGCCAUAACGUCAAUGAAGGGCUGUAUUUACCCUGAGGCACAAGGCAAAAUUGCCCAGGCAAAUACCUUCUUAGCCUCGUUUUAUGGGGUCCAAGAGUUGGCCAGCUGGGGCGGGCAGCCAGCUGUUUUGCUGCGGCGAGGAAGUGCUAAACUGUAAGUUCUUUUUGCUCAGCUCCCUCGCACGCCCCGCAGUGAUGCCGGGAGCCAGAGUAGGACAUCAGUCCAGCUCCAGGCAUCACUAAGCGGCGCGCGAGGGAGCUGAGUAAGAAAAUCACAGCUCCUACGCUGUCUGCUUUGUGCAUCUGCCGCCCCCCUGCUUGCCCACCUAGCUGCCCCCACUGGACCCCAGGUAAAUAAUCCACCCAGCUCCCUGUGACAGGGAGUGGUGCAAUGCCACUGGAGUUGGCGUGGCCUCCUCUAUAUAUGUACAUAUAAACACCAAGAGGGCUGCACUCACCUAAUCAUGGAUAUAUUAUAAGGGUGAUGCUGGGGCCAAUUCAUACAACAUACGAGAUCCAGUGCACUCACAAACUCACCCACCAAACAGCAGUUAGAAAAAAAAAACUUUUCAAUUCUAUAAGCUUUGAAGUUGCUGUUUGGUGAGUAAAGAAAGUUUGCACUAUCAAACUGACAUGAUGACUAAAUAAAUAGCAAAUUGUGUUGUUUACCAAGAAGUCCUGAUAGCUCCAUUUUUAUGUAGUUUGGACUAUCUGCGGAAUGUUGCACCUGGUCAAAUAUUAUUGAAUUUCUCGAAGUGCAAGAUUUUGUGUAUGUUAUAUAUAUAAAAGGGAUCAUAUUGUAAAAGCGACAAUAAAUGCCAGAAUUAUAUAUAUCUAUAAUUUUGGCAUUUAUUGUCCCUUUUACAAUAUGAUUAGCAGGAAAAAAUUUACUGUAAAAAGCAUGGUUCUACUGCUUCUUGUUAAGACCACCAUUAAAAUAAAAGCUAACUGAAAAUGAAGGACUAUCAGGAGCUUAAACUAAAGCUACAGUGAUUAAACACAAAUAGUUGUGUUGGGAGCCCCAUUUUUUGGUUGAUUUGGUUUAUUUAACCAUUCUCAAUUAUUGCAAAUUUUGCCUUUUAUGUAAAAGCACAUCUUGUGCCAAUUUGGGAUCAAUUCUCCGUUCAAUAUCAAGGCAUAUUUUGAACCUUAGCGUGGGAUAAUUUUUCCGCUAGCUUGUACCAAGUGUCAAAAAGGCAGAAAAAAUGCUUAUUACUAGGCAUGUGCAUGGGAAAGUUUUUCGGUUUGGUUCGGCAUUCUGAAAUUUGGAACUUCGGCACUUCGGAACUUCUCUACCAGCCGCUUGGUAGAUAACUCCCUAAUUCCCACGGUAUUUCAGCCAAAUUUACUAGGUAAAGAUUACUUAGUAUUAGUAAAUUAUGCCCCUACACGCUAUACCGCGAGUGGGGGCAUGUCUAGUUUUUUUUUUUUUAAAAGGGCCCCCCUUGCCGAGUCCCCAACCCUGAGCGGAGGGUGGGGGCCCUAAAUUAGAAUAGGGGGGGAACCUAAUGUCCUCCCCCCUGGCCCACACCCCUGAGCGGUGAGUGGGGGCCCUAAAUACUAAUUAGGAGGGGCCUAAUGUCCUCCCCCUGGCCCCUACCCCUGAGCGGUGGGUGGGAGCCCUAAAUACUAAUUGGGAGGGGACCUAAUGUCCUCCCCCCAGGCCCGCACCCCUGAGCGGUAGGUGGGGGCCCUAAAUACUAAUAAGGGGGGGGACCUAAUGUCCUCCCCCCCGGCCCCCACCCCUGAGCGUCGGGUGGGGGCCCUAAAUAAAAAAAAAUAACCCCCCUCCCGCAGGUGACUAGGGGUCCCCAAACCCCUAGUCACCCCCUUUCCCCAAAAAAUUACCCCUACCUACCCCCCCUCACCCUAAAAAUAAUGAGGGGGGGCAUUUAACUGUAAGUACCUGUAAAAAAAAUAAAAAUAAACUUACCAUUUGAUGUUUUCUUUCUUCUAAAAUCUUCUUUUUUCAGCCCCAAAAAAGGCCAAAUAAAAAUCCAAUAAGCGAUGCAAUUAAAAACAAACAAAGAAGAAAAAAAAAACGAGCGAAAAAAAAAAUCCAUCUUCACCCAGAGAGGGCUCAGCGCAGACUGAGCUCUGCAGGGCAGGGGAAGGCUUAUAAAGCCUUGCCCCGCCCUGCAAUUAGGCUCAGAGCACUCUGAUUGGUGGGUUUAAGCCAGCCAAUCAGAGUGCUCUGACAGGUAAAUGAAGAGACUGACAGGUAAAUCUCUACAUUUACCUGUCACAGCACUCUGAUUGGUUGGUUUAAAAUCCACCAAUCAGAGUGCUCUGUGUCAUUUUACACAGCAUGAGGAAAGUUCUUUGGAAUUUUCUCACGCUGUGUAAUUUGCCUCAUAAUACUCUGAUUGGUGGAUUAAGUAACCAAUCAGAGAGUUAUGAGUCAAAUUACACAGCGUGGGAAAAUUCCAAAGAGCUUUCCCACACUGUGUAAAAUGACACAGAGCACUCUGAUUUAUGGAUUUCAAAUUAGGUCCUCCCCCCUCAUUCUAACUUAGGGCCCCCACCCACUGCUCAGGGGUGGGUGCCAGGGGGGAGGACAUUAGGUCCAGGGGGUAGGAUAUUAGGUCCCCCCCAAUUAUUAUUUAGGGCCUCCACCCACCGCUCAGGGGUGGGGGCCAGGGGGGAGGACAUUACGUCCCCCCUAAUUAGUAUUUAGGGCCCCCAUCCACCGCUCAGGGGUGGGGGCCAGGGGGGAGGACAUUACGUCCCCCCUAAUUAGUAUUUAGGGCCCCCAUCCACCGCUCAGGGGUGGGGGCCGGGGGGAGGACAUUAGGUUCCCCCCCCUUAUUGGUAUUUAGGGGGGUACAUUAUGUCCCCCCCCUAUUCUGAUUUAGGGCCCCCACCCGCCGCUCAGAGGUGGGGGCCAGGGGGAGGACAAUAGGUCCCCCCCCUUAUUUUACUUUAGGGCCCCCGCCAUUCGGGGGGGGCAAUAGGUCCCCCUUCAGGUUAGGAGGUGGAUGGGGCCACAGGCUGCUCACUGUUUAAUAGACAUGCCCCUACUCGUGGUAUAGCGAGUAGGGGCAUAAUUUACUAAUACUAAGUAAUCUUUACUUAGUAUUAGUAAAUUUGGCUGAAAGACCAAUUUAGGUCUUUCAGCCUUUUAGUAGAUAACUCCCUAAUUUCCACGGUAUUAGGGAGCUAUCUACUUAUUCAUUCCUGCCAUUACAUUUUUUUUUUUUAUAAAUCUGUUUUUAUUGAUAAGUGGUUCAAAUAUGCAGUACAUGCUUCAAAAAGCUUUACAAGUUAAGACACGCAGGUCUCCAACAUAGCAUCAAUUUGAGGAUGUUAAUCACAUUAUGUCGGGGUUCUCGUCCGUAUUUCCCCAUGAGUUUCAUUACUUUUUAUUUAUUUUAUUUUUUGUAAGUCUUUUUCGUUAUGUGACAGAGUGAAAUAACAGUCGUAAUGAUGCAUAAUAUUUGACAUCGUGCAGUACGCCAAAAUAUGCAGGUCGGGAGGAGAGGUCCUGUACUGUUUUUGUAACGUAAAGGUUUCGUUUCCCUCAUUCCUCUCACUCUGUAGUUCCAUCUCCCCACCUCCUUCCAUUUGACUUUAUUACUUCGCCUCGUUAUGUCAGGUGAUAGAAUAUGUGGGUGUCUCUAGGUGUGAGUUAGUGAGAUGUGUAAGGUAGGGAGAUAUAACGGUGAGACUCACGGGUCUUUGCGUUCCAGAUGUGUAUGCGGGUCUUUAGCGUGCCAUGAGAGUAAGUUUAGUGGGUUGUAUAAUACGUGUCCCCAUUUCUAGUGUGUUAUCUUAUAUGGCUAGGGGUGUUGUCAUUACUACUUGUAGCAGAGUCUAUAGUUCGUGAAAUUUCCCAUGCGUGAUGUCUUGGUGUCGUUAGUGGUGUGUGUGUCGUAGACCUAGUAAUGUGUGAUUGUAGUGGAGUUAAGAUGUUGCGUGUCUGCUAUAUGAGCGUAAGCUCUACUUUAAACAUUUUGAUACCGGAACAUUUAGCAAGGCAUGGUUUGGCUCACGUUUCCCUAGGGAGUCUGAGCACUCCUCAGAUCCCGUCAGGAGUGGGUGUUCCUCUCCUUAGAGUUUCAGAGGUCGAUAGAUUUUCCUUUUUCUCUUACCCUUCCCUUUUUUGCCCUCUUUGUUUUUAUCGUAAUGUAUCUCUCCGAUCCCGAUCCCGAUUCCCCGGUCCCGGGGCCCGUCCAGCGAAACGGAAGAAAGAAAGAGAGGUAAGAAGAGAGAGGAAGAAAAGAAGAAGAAGAGGAAAGUAAGAGAGAGAGGGAGAAAGAAAAAAAAAAAGAAAAAAAAAGAAAAAAAGGAGGGGGGGAGGGAGAUAUGGCUAAGGGGGGGGUGGACUGUGUCUUGUGGGAUCCGCAUCUGAUGUUGCCCCGUCAGUGGGUUCGGGGGCGUUACCUGCCUGUCUGUAGCGGGUAAUAUAUAGGAACCAUGGUCCUGCCAUUACAUUGACAUUUUACAUUUUAUAUGAAUGUGUGUUACUUGAUUGUUGUAAGUGUUGCAAAUGCUUACAGCUGAAUCCUAGCUAUGUUUGUAUACUUUUUAUUUUAAAUUGUAUACAGUGUAACAUUCUUCUUCUUCCACUGGGUAAGUAUAUUAGUAUUUAGGCAAAACUGUACUUUGGAACUUCAGCAAUUCGGCACUUCAGCAACUUCAGAACUUCGGAACUUCGACACUUCGGUAAUUUCGGAACUUCGGGACCUCGGUAAUUCAGCACUGCGGCUAUUCGGAAGUACCCGAAUGUCCGAAUUGCCCGAAAUUCGUCCGAAUACAUAUUGGGCCCGAAACGAAUUGCAUGUCUACUUAUUACUAAUAAGCAUUUUUUCUGCCUUUUUGACACACAAAGUGAGUUUGCACAGUAUAUUUUGCAAAUCGUAUGUGUGCUACGACUUCAUAUGUUGCUCAGCUAUGUCGGCUGAGUACAGCAAUACCCCCGUAUGUACCUUUGCCAGGUAUAUGUGGACAUCGGAGGGGCACAUUUGCGACACAGCCAUUCCAGUUUUUUUCAAAACUUAAAAUUUUUACGCUGUGCCCAUGUCCCAUUUUAGAGUAUUUUACCAGGGUAUAUAAUCCAAAUACCUCAUGAAUCCAUACCAUUUCUUAAAGAAGACAUCCCAGGAUAUUUCAAAAGGCAUAUUUUGAACCUUAUUGUAGGAUCAUUUUUCCGCUAGAUUGUACCAAGUGUAGUGGUAAUAAGCAUUUUUUCUGCAUUCUUGACACACGUAGUGAGUUUACACAGUAUAUUUUGCAAAACCUUAUGUGUGCUACGACUGUAUAAUACUACAUAUGUUGCUCAGCAAUAUCAUCUGAGUACAGCAAUACCCCCGGUGGUAAUGAGCAUUUUUAAAUGUAUUAUUUUACUUUUUUCAACUUUUUUUAUUUUUUAAAACUAGUUUUUAAACUUUUUGCGUAUUAAUUUUUAAAACUUUCCUAAACGUUAAACUUUUUUUUUAUAGAUUUAACAUUUUUAGAAGCUUUUUUUUUACCGUUAACCCCUUACUAGUAGUAAGCAGCACUAACCCUAAAUUCCCCAAUUUCCCAUAACUCCCACCCACCCCAGCUAGCAAAAUAUAUAAUUUAAAAAUAUUUAUAUUAAUUAAUUAGAUAAAUUGAACUAUCUCUUUUUUGCUCUUUGUAUGCUUUAGGUACAAUAUAUUGUUUAAGAUUAUUAUAAUAAGUACAGAUAUACACAGCAAAGCUUAGCUAAUUUUUCCAUUCCCUUUAACCACAGUUCUUUUCUUCCUCCUGUCCUUUGACCUAUUGCUUCACCUUGAUUGGCCAUGUAUGUCACAUGACUUCAGUGAGGGCACACCGGUCAUUUUUGUGGCAUUGCUGCUCACAAACUCAAGGAACACAGAUAUUGUUUUUUUACACACUAAUGCAAGCAAAAAAAGUCCAGCAGACAAAUUAUAUAUUUUAGAAACUGCACAUUGAUAUAGAUUUAUUCCUAGAAUCACUAUAAAAGAAGGGAAUGGCAAAUGAUAAAAAAGUUACCCUAUAUGAACGUAAAUUAAUCAGAUUAUUUGAUCUCUUUGUCUUCACCCCUGUCUUCUCAAAAUAUGAUUUGCACACUUUAUGUAUUGAGUUGCAACCACACAAUUAGCUUUCUGAUUUUUCACAUUAAUGAUCAGGUAUACCUAAUAUUCUGAGUGCAUUUAUGUACAUGUUUAUAUAAUGACACAUGCACACAGUGGCCUGCACAAGUAUAUCAACAUAUGAACAGCUUUCUCAUGACAAUGAAUUACAUGUUGUUGUUCAUAUUUAUAUCACCAAAGCAAAGGGAAUUCAGGUAGUUCAAAGUGACAUGUUUUUGUUUUUUUUAAAUUCUUUAUUUUUGUAGUGCAAAAAACGGUACAUGACAUUAUUGCACAGUCGUUAUUCGGCAUGUGCCAACCUUUAACUUUAAUAACACUCAGACACCCAUAAGUUCUGUUGGAGUAUAAUGUCCACAGCUUUAUUAAUUAAUAUAAGUAUAUAAAUUAACAAUUUAGAGUCACAGUACUCCUUUCGUUCCCCUCUCUCCUGUACCAUACCCCCAACAAUGACCCUACCAAAGAACAAACAUUAACAUAACCAAUAAUACAGAACAUGUAACUCACGGCCUACCAAGAGGCCCCACCUCCAUUUGUCUAACUGCAGGGGUGUACCCAGACACCCCUACACCCCUUGGUUCAUAGCCACCGAUGGGCUGGAACCUACCUCCACACUUUUAACUCCGGCCUACUCCAGCCUAGACCUUGGCCUAUCAAUUUCCUAACCCACCAAACUUCCUGUUUAACCAAGACCUUUUCCGCCACAGCACGUGCCUUGACCCCUUAAGGACAUGUGCGACCCCCACCACACAAAAACAGGGCUUGCACUUUCUGCAAACCUAAGUUAAAAAGGUCACAACCUACAUCCGACAGGUGCACCCCAUCUGAUCGAAAGUACUCGGGUAACUUUUCCUCCAAUUCCCGAUGGCGCACCACUACCCCUCCUAACCUACGAACAAACACCGCCAUGGUCUUGUUUACCUUACCCCGACAUCGAGCAACUACAGCUGAAUCCGUGUCUCCAGCUCAACCGAGGCACCAUCUCCGACCAUACCACCUUACGUCAGGGAUCAGCCCCAGAAGUCGAUCCACAUGCUGCUUCAUUCGUUUAACCAGUUCACGUUGGGGGACCAAACCUAAGUCGUUUCUCCCCCCAUGAACUACUACAACAUUUGGUAAAGCCUCCUUCGCAACCUUUUGAAACAUCGCUAUACUAAUGUGCUGCCAAUCAAACCCCCAAUAACCAAACCAGGAAAACGCCACCCGUUCCACAGGAAAGCCCAGCUGUGUUCCGUUUCUUAGAACUGCAGCCCUCUUCUGUGCCCAAUAGAUAUACAAAUGGCCAAUUAUCCACACCGUCCAACCUAAAAAAGAAAACACAACAGCGAUAAAGCAGCAUAUACUCCCCCAAACUCUCCCCACAUUGUCAGCUGCAGAUACGAGCGGAACCUUAGUGAUUCCCAUCUCCCGAUCCGUUUAAUCUGCUCGUCUCCUAAGCCCAGGCGCGCAGCUUCAGUCGCUGCAGCUAUACGGAAUUAAUGUGUUCCGAACUGCAUAGGCUCCAGUCCUAACUUCUGUAAGCCCAACCGGAAAACCCUCACAAAUUGGAAGCGCGACAGCGCUGUGCCGUCGGCAUGUAUAAAGAAACAUCCUUUCACCUCCGGUCGGUUUUCCAAAAACCCGGCCCCACUCGCCACUGGACACAACCCACACCCCGGUAAUUCAACAUGACCAUGGAACCUUUCCCGAAGACAUCCGUCGUAUCUUUACCCUGUCCCCACCAACCGUCACGUCUUCCAACCUGAGCCCACCAACCCCCUUCUUGUUGGUGCUAACCUAUUCUCCUAUCCGAAACGCCCCAAAAAAGGCCCAUGAAAACGCUACCGUAAACAACGCCAGUUCGAACGCAGAAAAACAUAUGUCAGGUAGCUUGCCUAUCAACCCUUGCAAUACCGUGAAUGAAACUGGCCUUCUCGUAUCUCCUGUUUUCUUACCCUUCUUGAAUCCCCGUACCGCUUGCCUCACUAUAAAAUGCUUCAUCACAUCAUCCCAGCCAUUGAACUUGAACAAGAAUGCUAACGCUGACAAGUGCCUAUCCACCAUCGAUGGCGAUGAUUGCUUUGUGAACAAGCGGCAUAGGAUCCAUAACAGCACGGAUGAGGACCAAGUCCCAGGCGCCAAAGACUUCUUUAUGUACUCCCCAAGCAGGACGUCCCGAGCUGCCACAUCUCUGCUGGACAAGCUUGUCCCGUUUCCUUCGCCUCUGGCACCGCCUCCCAAAAACGAUCCCACUGUAAGCGAGACAGCGCAUCAGCGACUACAUUGGUUAGCCCUGGAAUAUGUCUAGCUCGAAACACAAUAUUAAACAACAUGCAUAAGAGUACUAAUUGUCUUAGUAACCAUACCACCGGCCACGAAGAAGCAGAUAACCCGCUGAUUGCCUGCACCACUGCCAUGUUAUCCGAAUUGAACACCACUCUUUUAUUGGCUAGCUCUGAACCCCAUAAUGCUACCGCUACGACCACCGGGAAAAAUUCCAAAAACGCCAUUGGGCUCGCUUUCCGGGCCUCAGGCCACCUCUCUGCGCACCAUUGUCCCGCUAGGUACGCCCCAAACCCGACGCUACCCGAUGCGUCUAUAAACAAGCCCACGUCUUCUGAUGACCCCACUGGUUCCCGAAAAACACUCUCCUAUUAAACUCCUGCAAAAACCUUGCCCAUACCCCCAUGUCUUCUUUAAUGUCUACCGACACUCUGACAUAAUGCGAUGUUUUUUUCACCCCGCUCGUUGCCCGCGCCAAUUGCCUGCAGAAGACCCUCCCCAUGGGAAAUACCCGACAUGCAAAAUUCAGGCUCCCUAUUAACGACCGAAGCUCACGCAAGGUGACCUUCCUUGCCUUCUUAACCGUGUCCACCAAUUGCCUAAGGGCGUGCAGCUUGUCCCAAGGCGACCUGCAUUCCCUUCGUACUGAGUCGAUCUCCAACCCCAGAAAGCUGAGGCACGUAGUGGGCCCCACCGUUUUGUCCUCUGCUAACGGCACCCCGAACGUAUGCGCCACCCACUGAAAGACCUGCAAUAUUUGGCUAUAGUGCUCUGUUCCUGGCGGGCCGACGCAUAAAAAAUCGUCACAGUAGUGCACCACUGCACCCCCUGCCAAUUCCCGCCGCACCACCCACUCCAAAAAGGUGCUAAAUCUCUAGAAGUAAACGUAUGAGAUGGUGCAUCCCAUAGGUAGGCACAAGUCCACGAAAUACCCCCCUUCGAAAUAACACCCCAGUAGGUGAUGACAAUCCGGGUGUAUGGGAAGCAGCCUGAACGUAACUUUCACAUCCACUUUCGCCAUCAGUGCCCCAUGCCCUGCUUUCCUUACCAACUUGACAGCCUUGUCAAAUAAUGAGUAGGAAACAAAACACAGAGCCUCGUCGAUAUCAUCAUUUACCGAUGCCCCCUUUGGGUACGAUAAAUGAUGUAUCAUACGGAAUUUACCAACCUCCUUCUUGGGGACCACCCCAAGUGGAGACAAUCGGAAACCUACUAAUGGUGGGGAAGCGAAUGGCCUCGCCAUCCUCCCCAAUUGCACUUCCUUGCAUAACUUUUCUCUAGCUACCCCUGGAUGCUCCCACACCGACCGAAGAUUUUCACAUAACUCACCCAGACCCUUGUCUUGAAACGGAAUCACGAAACCCUCCGUAAAGCCUAGCCAUAAGAACCUUGCCACCUCUUGGUUAGCGUAUAGUUUUAACCAAGGCAGCAUCGUGCCUACCUUCACCGGUGACACCCCCAGCUGCAGUUGUGGUGGCUGUUGAGCCGGUGGCCCCCCUCCCCAUGUUCGGCUUGCCUUUCUUAAAGUAUCUUGAGACUCUGUGAUUACCCCCGCAGCCGGAGCACUCGUGCUUGAAUCUACAUGAUGCACCGCACUUGCAUUGGCCCUCAUUAUAGAGCCAGCAGAAAACUUUCUUCUGACCUGCCGACACGGUCCCGCUUGAGCCCGCACCGGUCGCUCCGAGAAAGGGGGCACUCUUUUGUGCCAUCAUCAGCCUCAUCCACAUUGAUUGGUUUUCGGCUAACCAUUGAUGAAAUUGUUCGUCAUAUUUCCACCAUGCUAGUCCCCUGUAGGUCCGAUAGGCGUCCCCUAUCCCGCCUAGAUAACAAAAGAGCUGCGAACAGCGAUCUGGGCACUUUUCCCAGAUUACGCUCGCUAAGAUACAAAAGGCCCUCAACCAGUUCCCAAAAGUCUUGGGUAUCUUCCGAUACCUUCGCCUUUUUUCCACUUCCUCCUUCUUUGCAUACUUCUUAUGCUCCUCUUUCAAAUCUAAAAACUCUUCCAGGGGAAGUAGUGAAAAUAUUUCCACAAAGUCCCCUUUCCAUAUUUUAUCCUUAACCUCCGCCUUUAAGUGACACCCCAGCGGUCCCGCAAAAGAAACAUGCACGUUUUGCCGCGCUGCAUCCGAUACUUCCCCGCAUCGACCUACAUGCUCACCUGCGCCUUCCGUCGCUCCUAGACCCGGUUCUGCGGCACCCUCACCCACUUUGGUCGCUGCCGCCACUGCGGGCCUAACCCCUGCCUCCCGACUGCCUUCCGCAGCCCAACUCUCUCGAACUGUGGUGGCGACCCCCCGUCCCUGACCAUGAUUCUAAUAGUGAUCUUAAACACCCUAGUAGACUCCCCGAGUGUGGUGCAGUUGGUGACUCACCGCUUAGGUCCCCGGCCGCUGCUGGCUGCGGGGGCACCAUCCUUUCUUUCGCAUCGACUGGCUCAGAAGUAACCAGGGGACGCCGACUCCUGACCGCCUGUUCAUGUUUUGAUCUUGUGGGUGUCCUACUCAUCGACCUGCAAGGAGAAUACAGCCUGGGUGGUCUGUUCGACUGCAGCCUCACCCGCCCUUCGUCCCUGCGCUCUGACCUGUCACCCCAACUCCCGCACCUAUGCCUUGUUCGUUCAUCCCGCUCGCUUCCUCUCCUCCUCUAAGCAGCGUAGUUCCUCUCUGACGACCCUGACCUACUGCGCCUCAGCCUCAGCCACCUGUCCUUGGAAUUGGACCUUCUCCUACUGCUCCGGCUCCCCGCUGGGCUCCUGUCCCCGUUCCUCCCACUGCAUUCGGAUUCCUUCCUGCUGCCUUGCCAGUUCGCCCCUCCACGCUAUGUUCCCCUGUCUUCACUUCUGCUGGCGCUCCUCCUAUCCCGUUUCUCCUGGGAGCGACCCCUGAUGGCCUCCCGCUCACCACUGUCCCGAAAUCCUCAUUCUUCCUGGCAUGUUACCUGCCGCCCAGUGCUUUCUGUUCCCGUCUUCCUCCCUUCCUUCUCUCCCGAUUGACUGCCUUCACUCCGCUCCCGACUGCCGCUUUUCCCUUCUCUCAUGUCCCCAGUAAACCUGGCGCUGUUCCCUUCUCUCACUCCUCCUAUGAUCCUGGCCACACUAUCCCUCCUCUGUUCCCUCUCGUCCUCAGCACCUUCUGUCCUGUGUCUAACGUCGGCUGCCUCCUGCUGUGCCCUGCUGUCCUGGUCCCCUUCCCUGUCCUGUGAGACCGCAGUCUUGCUGCUGCCUGCACUUCUCUCUCCCCCUGCCUCUCAGUGCUGCCCCCAGGGGGCGACUCACCGGAACAACUUGAGCUGCUCCUGGGCUCUGCUGCUGCUGUCCUCUCCUCCCUCUCCAAUCUGGCACCGGUGGUCUUAGUCGCCUGCCCGCCCACCGCCAUCCUGCAGGGGGCGCUCAUCGAUGGCGGCCUCUUUCUGGCCUUGACCUCACUACCCCGGCGCUGUGCCUGACAGGCUGCCCCGGCCGACAAUCUGUUCCUCCUCGCUUUCUGGCCGCCAUCUCCUGCAUCUGUGGACUGCCUGCCGCCGAACUCCUCCUCCGUCGUGCUGCUGGGCCUGCUCCCGGGCUAAGCCGCCCGAGGCGGCCUUGUUCUUCUCUCUGGCCUCCAGUUCGGCAACGCAUGGGGGGAGAGCAGAUGUGCUCGGGACCCCCAGCUGCUCCUGCAGCCACGCCAUACCCCUCUCCCUCACCACCGACCGCACACCCGACAAGAUCUCCUCCAGGGAUGCCAUGCUGCACCUGAAAAAGAAGAAAAGAACAGCCCUGCCGACCUGCACAAUUUACAGGUAAGUAAGGCUCAAGUUAAAAUGGCCAUACCUUAAAAUGGCCACUAUGUAACUUCCCCUCCUACCCCCUCCCCCUGCAUUACCAUAGGUCAGCCCCUUGACCUACACUUCACCUGCCUACUCCUGGCUCCGUCAAGGCCCACUCCUCCCUGCGUUGCUCCGUGGUUUCAGAUAGGCUUGCAGUGCCACAACAGCUAGUGCAAGUUGUUCUUUCAAUAUAGGUUAACAAUUGUUGGCAUCAAUAACAUAGCACAUUUUUUAGUAUAUUGCGUUACUAAUACUGGAAGUAUAACCAGACUAGUAUGCAGCUCCUGCCGAAGGGUCGCCAGAUAGGUGUUCUAUAUCUACACGCGGGGUAGGGUGCCUGAGAUGCCUCUAAUACCAAAUGGGUUGAAUAGAGUCCAAGGGACUGAAAGCAGGUUUAAGAGGCUUGUGACCCCUUUGUAGACUAAUGCAGUGGUUCCCAACCCAUGGUACGCAUACCCCCAGGGCCAGGGGUACAAUUCAGGGGGUACGCAUAAAAAUCCCGGUAAUGGCAGCGGUGCUACCGCCACACACUGGCUGGGGACCGCAUGGUGAGCGGGUCCAUUGGGUGGCCCAUGCACUCAGGGCCACCCAAUGGAUAUGUGCUAUGAGGGGCCCGGUCGUGCGCUUUAAUAGCGCAACCGGGCCCCUUCUAACAUGCCCGGGAUGCUGGGAGGAAGUGAGAGCUAGGCGCACACUUCCUCCCAGCUGUAACACAUAGAGCCGCGCAGGAGGAGGCCGCGAAGGGGGGCUGACCGGACCAGGAAAGGAAAUCUUCUCCCUCAACUCCCAACAAGCACAGCCAGCAAAUGCCACUCAAGAGGUAUGUGUAUGUGUGUUUUGGGUUUCAGAAUGUAUGUAGUGUUUGAAUCUGUAUAUCUUUAUGUCUCUGUGUGUACCCAGUGGUGUAUCCUGGUUUUGUGCUGCCCUAGGCAGGACAAAACUCAGGCACCCCCCUCCCCCCGCGCCACCCCCACCCAACCCUUCCCCCCCACCCCACCUUCUAAAUACACACACUCACAAACAGUCAGACACACAUAGUUACAUAGUUACAUAGCUGAAAAGAGACUUGCGUCCAUCAAGUUCAGCCUACCUCACAUUUGUUUUUUGCUGUUGAUCCAAAAGAAGGCAAAAAAACCCAGUUUGAAGCACAAUUUUGCAACAAGCUAGGAAAAAAAUUCCUUCUUGACCCUAGAAUGGCAGUCAGAUUUAUCCUUGGAUCAAGCAGUUAUUACCCUACAUUGAAAGAUUAUAUCCUUGAAUAUUCUGUUCUUGCAAGUAUGCAUCUAGUAGCCGCUUGAACAUCUGUAUGGACUCUGAUAAAACCACUUCCUCAGGCAGAGAAUUCCACAUCCUGAUUGUUCUUACAGUAAAAAAACCUUUCCUUUGCCUUAGGCGAAAACUUCUUUCUUCCAGUCUAAACGCAUGGCCUCGUGUCCUAUGUAAAGUCCGGUUUGUGAAUAGAUUUCCACACAAUGGUUUGUAUUGGCCCCGAAUAUAUUUGUAUAAUGUUAUCACAUCCCCUCUCAGGCGACGCUUUUCUAAACUAAAUAGGUUUAAAUUUGUUAACCUUUCUUCAUAGCCAAUAUGUUCCAUUCCUUUUAUUAGUUUUGUAGCCCGCCUCUGCACUUUUUCUAGUGCCAUAAUAUCCUUCUUUAGAACAGGUGCCCAAAAUUGCACAGCAUAUUCAAUAUGGGGACUUACCAGUGAUUUAUAAAGAGGCAAAAUUAUAUUCUUGUCCCGAGAAUGAAUGCCCUUUUUCAUGCAUGACAAUACCUUACUGGCCUUGGCUACUGCUGAUUGACAUUGCACAUUGUUGCAUAGUUUGUUGUCUAUAACAAUUCCCAAGUCCUUUUCAUGUGUUGUUAUCCCUAUUUCGCUUCCAUUAAGGGUAUACGUUGCUUGUGUAUUCUUUACGCCGAAGUGCAUAACUUUGCAUUUUUCAACAUUAAAUUUCAUCUGCCAUUUGAGUGCCCAGUCCCCCAGUCUAUCUAAAUCCCUCUGCAGCAAAGUAAUAUCUUGUGGUGGAGGGAAUGGAAGGACGAGUGAGCUAGCCUUGCUACCGAGCCCCACGUCCUCCCCCUCAGGUUAGUUGGGGAGUUGGGGGAGUCAUUUGGUACUUUUAGGUCAAUAGAAGGCAGAGCCUGGGUGCGACUGGUCCUGUCGGGGCCUCUGUGGGGUACUUAGAGAUUUACUACCAUGGAAGAGACAUGUUCCAUUCCAGCCAGGGGUCCCAUACUUUGUGGAAGGUUUGAGGCGUCUUGUUUAUAUGUGCUGUGAGUCUGUCCGUGUCUAUGCUAUCUUGUAUUUUCCUGGCUAUCGCCUUCUGUGUGGGUAGUCCUGUGGUCGACCAUACCUCUCCGAUUGCCCUGCGUGUGGCAAGAGCUACUCAAGCGAUCAAUUUGUUUUCAGCCCUUGUGUGGGUUUUUAGUGGUUUAGAUAAUAGUAGGGCCUAAGGAUCCAUUGGGCAGGGUUUGGUCAGAAUUCUAGUGAGGAGGGAUGUGAUGGAGUGCCAGGUAGGUUUUAGUUUAUGGCAGGUCCACCAGCAAUGGUAGAAUGUCCCCACUUCCCCGCAUAGUUUCCAGCAUAGGUUUGUAGGUAAGCAAUGCAUGAUGGCCAGUCUUUGGGGUGUUAAGUACUAGUGGAAAAGCAUUUUAUAUGCUUGCUCCUUAUGGGUUACACAGAUUGUAAGAUAGGACAUUGCCUCCCAUCUUUCCGACCAGUCCAAAGCAUCAUGUCUGUUUCCCAAGCUGCUAUGCAUGGUAGAGUUAUUUGUUUUGAAUGUGUUGUAAUUUGAAGGUAGAGAUCGGAUAUUUGGCCUUUCCUGGUUGGGGCUGCCACGCAGUCCCUUUCGAAGCUAGUAAGGUGGGCUUUGCCUGCCUCUGUUGGAUGCUAGGUGAUGCAGCGAAGCUGCAGAGUUGCAUGUAUCUGAAAUAAUCAUAUGUAGAUAGAGAUGCGGAGUCCAUAAUUGCCUUGGUAUAACAAAAACUGAAUGUUCAUUGUCCACCCAUCUUUUCUUUGAAAGUGCCACAUCUGUAUUUGGGCUAGAUGGGCUGCAUAUAAAUAGUGUAGGAGGUUGGGGAGGUCCAGGCCUCAUGAUUUUUUAGGCACGUAUAGUGUUUACGGGCGGAACCAUUCCAUAUGAAUUUGUUUAUAGCCGAUUGUAAAGUGGUAAGGUCCAAUUUGUGGAAUGGGACAAGGAGGGCCUGGAAGACAUAUAGAAAUCGGGGGAGGAGAUUCAUCUUGACGGAGACGACAUGGACCAUCCAUGAGAUCCCCAAUGUUUCCCAUUUAAGAUCUGUGAACGCUUUUUCCAGCAUAGGUACAUAAUUUGUUUGAUAUAGGGACACUACAUCAGUGGUGAGUCGUAUGCCCAGGUAGGUCAUGGCAGAUUUACAAAUGAGCAGUGGCAACUUGGCUUGACGUUAUGUGGAUCGGGAGGAGUUCGGAUUUCGCCAAGUUGAGUUUAUAACCUGAGAUUAUGGAGUAGGAAUGGAUCAGUUGUAGUAAAUUGUCAAUAGAGGUUGCCGGGUUUGUCAAAGUGAGGAGGACUGUCUCUGCAUUUGCGGAGACUUUGAAGGGUAGUCCUCUGAUCCCCUCCACUCCUGGGCUGGACCAUAUCACCUACAGGAGAGGUUCCAGGGAGAGAGCAAACUAGAGGGGGGUGAGUGGGCAUUCCUGUCUCGUCCUGUUGGAGAUGGCAAAUCUAGGGAAAGUGAUGUUGAGUAGGAGCAGUGCUCCCUGCAACAGGUGUGUGGCGUAACCACUGCCUGUCCGUUAUUUCCCUUUCUUUAUAAUGUGUAUGUUUUUCCCAUAGAUAUAGGGAUUUUGGGAAAAAAACAGUACAAAGUGGUGCUACUAUCACCUAGUGUGAAUCACUCAACCACACAAAUAAAGUGUACAUAAAAUAUAAAAGGCGGUGAGAGCACUCUAAAGCAUGCAAUUAAGAUUAUUACCAGAUUGAUCUUGAGUUCAACUCUAAAAACAACAAGAUAAAAGAAACAUAGAGUAGUAUUGCCAGAUUACAAAUAUUGUUAGUAAAAUACUGGAAAAACUCACAUGUUACUGAGUCACUUAAAAAGCUGACUCAGACUAAAAGCUUGUAGUGGAGAUGAAUAUUCCUUUAGACUGGACGUCCUUUGGAUAAAUUUCUUCUGGAUAUUAAUAUAAUAAUUAUUCCAGGAUACAGUUCCAAAGUAAAACUAAUUUAUUGAUUAAAACAAAAGUUUUAAAAUCAAACAUAAAAUAAAAUUGUCCAUAUGCAGUUACCACGACGCGUUUCGGCAAGAUAGCCUUUCUCAAGUGGUUUGUGUUCAUCUCCAUGAUUGCAGCUUUUAAAUUCAAAAGUUUGGCGCCCUUUCUCACUGUUUCCGGUUCUCUUUACUUCCGUUUUCGUCAUCGGUAAUCGUCCGACGUGUCCCACACGUCAUGGCGUCAUCUUUCGUCGUCCGGCGUGUCCCACACGUCAUGACGUCAUUCCGGCACCCCGGACCGGAAGUGUUGCGGGCGCCAUUUUUAAAAGUCCUUUUCCUACUUAUUUUGCCCAGUCUCUCUCAAGUGACGAGCAAUUGAAGCAUAAAAAAGUUAUAUAUAUAAAAUUUUGAUAUAAACCUUCUCCAAAAAAGGGGGAAACAUAUAUAUUAUUAAACAAGAGGAAAUAUCAUAUACAAUAUAUGCAAGUUAAGAUCCAAACAGAUGUGUAAUAAAAUAAAUAUUAAAAUAACAAUAGUUAUAAUAAUAAUAACUUUAAAUAAUUAAAAUGUAUUUAUAUAUAGGAAUUGACCUCAAAAUCUAUAUUUAGACCACAUGGGGAUAAAGUUUGCAUGUUAAAAAUCCAUUUCAUUUCGGUUUUGUUCAGGAGAUUUUCUAUGUCUCCUCCCCUCCAAUGUGUUUUGACCCCUUCUAUACCCAUAAAGUCAAAGCCUUGUAUGUUACCCCCAUGUACUUCUAAAAAGUGUUUAGACACAUUAUGUAGAAUAUAUUUUCUAUUAAUAUUAUAAAUAUGUUCUCUAAUUCUUAUUUUUAGUGGUCUAGAUGUUCUACCUAUAUAUUGAUAUCCACAUGGACAGGUGAUCAUAUAAAUUAUAUUUUUAGAGUUGCAGGUUAAAAAAGAUUUGAUAUCAUACGAUCUUUUAUUAAAAAAAGAAUCAAAUUUAGUAACAGUUUUAUUUUUAUGUUUUCUUAAAGUGCACCCUCUACAUGACCCACAAUAAUAAAAGCCAUGGUCCCUUUUAAACAUAGUUAAAAGUUGAGGAUUUUUUUCUUUCUCUAAAAAACUUGAAGUUAAAACCUGUUUAAAAUUCUUUGCUCCUCUAAAAAUGACUUUGGGUUUAGUUCCUAUAUAUUGUUGUACAUCUUGAUCCUGCUCCAAAAUGUGCCAGUUCUUCCUGAUUAUUUUUUGUAAUUCAUUACUGUUUGAGCUAUAAUUAAAAAUAAUAGGUAUAGUAAGAUCAUCAUCCCUUAAUUCUUUUGUUUUAGAUUUUAAAAUGUUUUCCCUAGAUUCUUGUCCUACUCCUUCUUUUAAUCUUUUUAAUUCAUCAUAGUUAUACCCCUUUUCCACUAGUUGAUUAAUUAAAAUCUGAGUUUGUUCAUCAUAUUGUUGGGUUUCUGUACAGUUUCGCUUGAUCCUUAAAAAUUGUCCCUUAGGUAUAUUCGUUAACCAGGGUUUAAAAUGGCAACUUUUCAAAUUAAUAAAACUAUUUACAUCUACUAAUUUAAAAAAAGUUUUACUUUUAAUUUGGUUGUCUUCCACAUAAAUAUUCAAAUCUAAAAAAUUAACUUGUUGAGAACUGAUUUCAAGUAAAAUCUAGAACAGGAGAAAGGAGAAAUCCCUUUAGAGGUAAUAAUUAUGACAAAAAUAAUUUUAAUAGGAUCAAUUAUGACCGAAACUCUAAAUAUUCUCCCCCUAGGAAACAAGAAAAAUCCAUAACUGUUUCAAACAGAUAUAGUCAUCUACAACAUUUAAAUGAGGAGGAUCUUUUUUUAGGCCAGACGAUGAGCAGAAUGAAAGGGAAUCUAAAAACACAAACCCCAAUAAAAAGGGGAAGACAAGAAGAGGGAAUAGAAAACAAAAAAGAGGAGAAGAGGAGGAGGGAGGAUUUAGCAAAAAGACCCCAACGGACAUAAGAAUCUUCAACCUUUCGGAUAAAAUUUUAAAUGAUGGCCAUAUAAAGGUUUUAAAUAAUGGUUUUAAAUUUGCUCCUAGUUGUGACAUUGACAAAUUUGAGACAUUUUUGGACAUUAAUAGAUUUACGCGCAAAUUAUGUUUAAAAAAGUUUUUUAAUCAAAAGUCCCUUAAUACAAUAGAAGAGAAUAAUGAUGAAAGUUUUAAACAUACUACUUUCAAAAAUAAAUCGAAUUUUUUUCCAAGCUAUUUAAAGUCAGAUGCAAUAAAGGUAUUUGAAAAAAUCUGUAUUAAAGAGCUCAGAGAAAUAAAACCUAUAAAAGAAAGACAAAAAAACCUAACAAAACUUUAAAGAAAAGCAUUACAAGACUUGAAAAAAGAUUCCAGUAUUGUUAUUAAACCAGCCGAUAAGGGGGGGGGGGAGGGGUAGUGAUAUGGCAAAAAGAGAAGUAUCUUGAAGUGAUUUUUGAACAAUUAAAAGAUCAAGAAACCUAUUUACUAUUACCAAAAAACCCCUUAGAAGAAAUAAAAAAGAAAUUAAAAUCAUUUUUAGAUCAUGGAUUAGCAUUAGAGAUAUUAAAUAAAAAAGAAUACGACUUUCUUAAUGUAAAAUUUCCUAGAAUUCCCGUCCUAUAUGUCUUACCAAAAAUUCAUAAGGACAUAAAAAAUCCUCCAGGACGACCAAUAGUCUCUGGAAUUGGCUCCCUUUUAUCUCCUCUGUCCCAGUUUUUAGAUUAUUUUUUACAAGAUCCAGUUAAAAAAUGUCCCUCUUAAGGACACUAUGUCACUUUUACAGAUUUUAAGAGAUUUAAAAUGGGAGGAUGGACUAAUUAUGGCCACUUGUGAUGUCAGUAGCCUCUAUACUAUUAUAGAACACACAAUAGGAUGUGAGGCUGCUAGACAUUUUUUAACUAAAGAGACUCAAUUAAAUUCACAGCAAAUAGAUUUUAUUAUAAAAGGGAUACAAAUAAUCCUCUCCAACAAUUUCUUCUGGUUUGAGAAUAAUUUUUAUUUACAAACAAAGGGAACGGCUAUGGGGACCAGAUUUGCCCCAAGCUAUGCUAAUUUAUUUAUGGCACAUUGGGAGGAAUUGGAGAUUUUUUCUAAAUCAGAAUUUGGGGCAAAUCUGGUCUUGUACAAAAGAUACAUAGAUGAUAUUUUUAUUAUAUGGCGAGGAACAAAAGAGUCCCUUUUAAGUUUUUUAAAUGGUCUUAAUUCAAACAGUUGGAACAUCCAUCUAACAUACGAAAUCAGUUCUCAACAAGUUAAUUUUUUAGAUUUGAAUAUUUAUGUGGAAGACAACCAAAUUAAAAGUAAAACUUUUUUUAAAUUAGUAGAUGUAAAUAGUUUUAUUAAUUUGAAAAGUUGCCAUUUUAAACCCUGGUUAACGAAUAUACCUAAGGGACAAUUUUUAAGGAUCAAGCGAAACUGUAAAGAAACCCAACAAUAUGAUGAACAAACUCAGAUUUUAAUUAAUCAACUAGUGGAAAAGGGGUAUAACUAUGAUGAAUUAAAAAGAUUAAAAGUAGGAGUAGGACAAGAAUCUAGGGAAAACAUUUUAAAAUCUAAAACAAAAGAAUUAAGGGAUGAUGAUCUUACUAUACCUAUUAUUUUUAAUUAUAGCUCAAACAGUAAUGAAUUACAAAAAAUAAUCAGGAAGAACUGGCACAUUUUGGAGCAGGAUCAAGAUGUACAACAAUAUAUAGGAACUAAACCCAAAGUCAUUUUUAGAGGAGCAAAGAAUUUUAAACAGGUUUUAACUUCAAGUUUUUUAGAGAAAGAAAAAAAUCCUCAACUUUUAACUAUGUUUAAAAGGGACCAUGGCUUUUAUUAUUGUGGGUCAUGUAGAGGGUGCACUUUAAGAAAACAUAAAAAUAAAACUGUUACUAAAUUUGAUUCCUUUUUUUAAUAAAAGAUCGUAUGAUAUCAAAUCUUUUUUAACCUGCAACUCUAAAAAUAUAAUUUAUAUGAUCACCUGUCCAUGUGGAUAUCAAUAUAUAGGUAGAACAUCUAGACCACUAAAAAUAAGAAUUAGAGAACAUAUUUAUAAUAUUAAUAGAAAAUAUAUUCUACAUAAUGUGUCUAAACACUUUUUAGAAGUACAUGGGGGUAACAUACAAGGCUUUGACUUUAUGGGUAUAGAAGGGGUCAAAACACAUUGGAGGGGAGGAGACAUAGAAAAUCUCCUGAACAAAACCGAAAUGAAAUGGAUUUUUAACAUGCAAACUUUAUCCCCAUGUGGUCUAAAUAUAGAUUUUGAGGUCAAUUCCUAUAUAUAAAUACAUUUUAAUUAUUUAAAGUUAUUAUUAUUAUAACUAUUGUUAUUUUAAUAUUUAUUUUAUUACACAUCUGUUUGGAUCUUAACUUGCAUAUAUUGUAUAUGAUAUUUCCUCUUGUUUAAUAAUAUAUAUGUUUCCCCCUUUUUUGGAGAAGGUUUAUAUCAAAAUUUUAUGUAUAUAACUUUUUUAUGCUUCAAUUGCUCGUCACUUGAGAGAGACUGGGCAAAAUAAGUAGGAAAAGGACUUUUAAAAAUGGCGCCCGCAACACUUCCGGUCCGGGGUGCCGGAAUGACGUCAUGACGUGUGGGACACGCCGGACGACGAAAGAUGACGCCAUGACGUGUGGGACACGUCGGACGAUUACCGAUGACGAAAACGGAAGUAAAGAGAACCGGAAACAGUGAGAAAGGGCGCCAAACUUUUGAAUUUAAAAGCUGCAAUCAUGGAGAUGAACACAAACCACUUGAGAAAGGCUAUCUUGCCGAAACGCGUCGUGGUAACUGCAUAUGGACAAUUUUAUUUUAUGUUUGAUUUUAAAACUUUUGUUUUAAUCAAUAAAUUAGUUUUACUUUGGAACUGUAUCCUGGAAUAAUUAUUAUAUUAAUAUCCAGAAGAAAUUUAUCCAAAGGACGUCCAGUCUAAAGGAAUAUUCAUCUCCACUACAAGCUUUUAGUCUGAGUCAGCUUUUUAAGUGACUCAGUAACAUGUGAGUUUUUCCAGUAUUUUACUAACAAUAUUUGUAAUCUGGCAAUACUACUCUAUGUUUCUUUUAUCUUGUUGUUUUUAGAGUUGAACUCAAGAUCAAUCUGGUAAUAAUCUUAAUUGCAUGCUUUAGAGUGCUCUCACCGCCUUUUAUAUUUUAUGUAUGUUUUUCUCGUUCUUUCAUGUAUUUUGCCCGCUUCCCGUUCGGGAGGUCUUCCACAAAGGGAAUCCAUUCACCUCCCAAACGGGGACACCCCGAUACCUCAUUUAGAAUGUUACAUUACAACGUUCACACCUCGCUGCAAAGGUGUCAAACCGCAAACUGCAAAGGGAAACUGUUAAUGAGUGCUUCCCUGGGUGGCCGCCAUUCGUACAGACGAACACCACCAGGGGAUGCUUUCAUGGAUUGUUUCCCGACUUGUUCAUCUCUCGAACGAGGACCUCCCUGGUGCCCCAUUGGAACGUUCACCCCAAUUAGUCAGAACGUUCGCACUCGCAACAUAAGUGUGAAACCUCAAGGGAAGUAAUUAAUGAGUGCUUCCCUGGGUGGCCGCCAUUUCAUAUAGACGAACUCCAUCCAUGGGGAGCAUUCGUAUCCCGAAAGAACACGCUUCCCUUGCUGGGUUUCACACAGUUGACCUCGCAAGCGGAACCUGGUCGAGGAAGGUUACCUGAGGUUGGUGGGGACACUCAUGGGGCACUGGCUAGUUUGGCGGGCUUGUCGAUGCCUGCAGGGACAAAGAGACUAGCUCUUUUCCCGCAGGCAGACUUUUCUGUGCCUCUUGGGAAGAGGACCCCCUGGCAGCUAGUGUGGGAAACCCUGUGUUCAAUGAUGGGCUUUGGGGACACGCUAGGGUCCCAGGGAGGGCGAGGAUCUUGGGACGUGGCCGUGUCUGUUUGUGUGGGAAACCCCCUGCACUGUGUGUCGUCCAGUUACUGGGGGAAAUGGGUCUAUUUGUACUUUACAUGGUUCCUGACCGGCUGAAAGAAGGGAAUUAGUAGAGGUAACCAGUCGAGUUACCCGUGGUCUGCUACAAGGUGGUGGGUCGCCUCUAGGAAAAGUAGGAAUUUGGAUGGGAAUCUGAAGUGUGUGAGUGUGGAAUAGAAAGGGCCAGAAUGCCUUCUCGGCGUCCAGAGAUAUGACCGCUGUAGCGAUGUGUCUGUGGCGUGCAAACCAAAUGAGGUCUAUAGCCCUUCUAGUGCUAUCCGCUGCCUGUCUAUUGGGAAUAAACCCUACUUGGUCUGGGUGUACCAAGGAAUCUAGUAGUGGGUUGAUUCUGUUGGCCAUUACUUUAGUAAGGAGUUUUAAGUCCACAUUCUGGAGCUUUGAAGUGUCUUCAAAAGUUACGAGCUUUAGGAGAUCUCUGGAGGUCUCUUUUCAUAGUACUUCUGUUUGAGCCAAAUGAGGGCCUUGAAAGUCUCUUCAAAAAGUUAGGCGCUUUAGGAGGUCUCUGUUAAUUGGGUGAAGAGGGAGGGUCGUGGGUCUUGUUUAUGCUGGGUUUCUAUGCAGUAGAUUUCCACUGUGGUAUCCGUAAUCUAUUGGAUCCGCCGUUUCUUUCUGGCGGUCGCCAUGCUUAUUAACUUUCCGCGAAUCACCACCUUAUGGGCCACACAGAGGGUUAUUGGGAUGUCAUUGUGGGGGCGUUCAGCUCAAAGUUUUCUGCAAGGUCUUUAGAGAGUGUCUCAGUUAUUUCAAUGUCGUGUAACAGGAAAGGGUUACGUUUCCAGGACCAGGGCCGGGUCAGGUUGUGGACAUGGACAUUAAGGAAAUGUAUUACUAUGAAAUGAAUUAGCCAGAUAACUGUGUUUAUAGUAGCGGUUGGUGAAUGGAAAGUGUUUGUGGGUUGUGAAAUGUGUUUCUUGUACCAUAAGGUUGUCUGUGUGCUGUCUGUGUGCCCACCUAAGUAGCAUUGGUCUCUUCUUGGGUGUGUUGAGGCCUUUAGCGUUAAUUGAGGUGCAUUUGAUUUGUAUUGCCAUUGUAGCUAGUGGUAUGUGGUGCUGCUGAGUUUGUAGUUGGUGAGUGAAGAGGGGAAGAGAGGAAAAAAAACACAAACCAAAAGGGGGUGGGGGGAGAGGUAGAGGGAGAGGGCAAGGCCACAGGGCUCCACGAUCCGGGCCAGCCGGAUUAGAGAGGAUGUAAAGGCACAUAGAGUGUGGGGCGCGUCGUGGCAUUCAUAUUUGUGUGUGAGUGAGGGGUUUGUGCUGCCCAACGUAGUUGUGCGAUGCCAGGAGUGGCAGGGGUCUCCCCUAAGUUUGCAGUAGACUUAAGUGGUAUAUUGGGUGAUGGGGGUCUCCACCUAAUCCUGUCCCUCCAUCAGUGCCGAUGAAGAGAAUGGGGGAAAUGGAGUACUAGGCCCGCUAAGGAGGGAGGCUGAAACUUAAAUAGACUCCUAGGUGCCAUUGUGCAUAUCAGGAACCAGGCAAACAAUAAGGAGGUAGGAGAGUUGGGAUAGAGGUGGACAUAGGACAAACAGUGAGAAACAUAUUCUUGAUCUUAUCUCUGUGUCAUGGCCGGUGUCAUUGUCUCUGGUAUUGGGGUCAGUCCAUCAAUCAAUCGCCACCCAGUCCAUCAGGUAGGUGAGCACUGUCAAGGAUUGGUGGUGAGGAGAGGCUGUCUGACCGCUAUAGUUCACUUAUGGAGGUGAGUAGCCCGUGGUGAAAAGUCUCUGUUCGAAUCUUUAUGGGUGUUGUGGCUCACGUCUGGAUGGUCUCCGCAAUCGUGGCAUGGCUGGCAGAUUGUUUCUAGUCUCAUGGGAGCCAUGUGGGCGAGGACAGGGCUCCAUGUCGAUGGGUGGUAGGCCCAACUGGUUCGCAAAUUCCUGGGCCUAGGAGAUAUCAUGUAGGACAUAUGUUCAGUCUUCUCAGCAGACCAUUAAUUUGAAGGGAUGGCCGUACACAGAGCCUCUGCUGAGUGAGGGCCUGGGUUAGGGGUCGGAGUUUCCUUUGUUUAUGUAGAGUGCUGGGGGCCAGGUCCUGGAAGAAUUGGACCUGAUGUCCUUCUAUUUGCAAAGGAGUGUCUCUUAUGGCCCUCAUCAGUGCUUCCUUCACAUGAAAGUAGUGCAUGUGGGCCCUGUGAGCUCUGUCCAGCAUUAACUCUGCUGGUGGAGCUUCAGGCCGCAGAAGGUUUCCUGGAGUGCUGAGUGGAGCAUGUCUGCAUUGAUGGUUUCUGGCAGCCCCCUGAUCCUUAUGUUGUUUCGGCGUGAUCUUUUAUUCAGGUCUUCCUGUGAGCUUCCAGGGCUCGUACCUGCUCUCUGAGCUCUUGCAGGGCCCUGUCAUGGUUAGAGGUAGUUGUAGAGAUGUCCUCCAUCCGGUCUUCCACUGUUAAGUUGCGCCUGGUGAGAUCCUCUAGGUCUUCCCUGAUGGGGGCUAGGUGUUUUGCCAGUUCAGCUGCCAUAUUGAGUUUAAUGUCACGAAGGAGCUCUUUUAGGUCCCCCUUGUUCACCGGGGCUUGGUCCUGGCUUCUUCUUCCCGUCUCCCAUCAGAGUCGGACUUUGGCGGCUGAUCUGCACGAGGUGCGCCUUUGUCCGAGUGGCUGUGGAAUAUCGAAGCCACCGCUGAUCUGUGUCUCAACUUUCUCCCCAUGUUUUGCGGCGGUGUGUGCUUGGGGGAUCUGGCAGGGCAGGUUGCGGUGAGUAGAUUUGGCAAAGUAUGCUUUUUGUGCGCUGUUUUUUUGCCCGAUGUUGCGGAGCUCCAGCCAAGUGCCUUUAUCCGCACCGGAAGUCAGGCGCCGCCCAAACGUGUGGAACAUUUUUGAACGCCAAAUAUCUCACACCAACUGCAAUACCCUGAUCUAUAAUUUUACAGACAUCUUUGUAGAAUGCAAUUGCAUUAGUUUGACAUGAAACCAUGCCGAUUUCUGCUAAUUACAUUUAUUCCCAAUGAAUUCCUGAAUACUAUCCCUUUAAAUACUUUCCCAGCCACAGAUGUUAAGGUCACUGGUCUAUAAUUUUGAACCCUUGUUGAAUAUAGAAGCCAAGCUUGCCUUUCUCCAAUCCUCCGGUACAAUUUCUGAAAGAAAAGAAUCCUAACUGAGCUCCUUAAGUACUUGUGUGAAUAACAUCAGACCUUGAGGCUUUGUUUAAAUUAACUUUAUUUGCUGCAGCACCUUGUUUUAAGUUAUCCAACCAUAACUUGUCUGUAUUUUUUCCCCCAGUAAUUAUUUGCAUAACUUUUUCAAUAGGUUCCUCCUUGAUAUAUACAGAAUAAAAUAAUAAUUUAAAAUGCUUUUUCUUGAUCUUUACUUUUCUUUACAUUUACUAACACACCCAUCUCUGAUAUUAUUGAAUUUAUGUACUUAAAACAAUAUAUAAACUUUUUGGAGCUGGUCUUGCUCUCUUUGGCUAUCACUUUUUCAUAUUCUAGUUUAUCUCAUUCUAGUUUAUCCCAUCAAAUCGCCUACAGGCAUUAUUGGCUUCCUUAUAUUUUAUAAGGAUUUAUCUGAUUUAAAUCCAUUAACUUCCAUUUUCUUAUUUUUACAUUCUUGGCUUACCUUUCUAUUAAGACACAUUGGUUUCAAUUUGUUUAUUUUAUAUUUGUUCCCCAAUGGUAUAUACCCAUGCACAAAAUGAGCUCACUGCUCUAAAAAACCUACACCCUCCUUCCUACACCAUGACUUCAGCCCAGGAUUAAGCUCACUACCAGGGCCGGACUGGGAAGAUAAUUCGGCCCGGGCAUUUUUUAAUUACAGCGGCCCACUACAAAGGGGGCGGGGCCAGAUAGGGUGUGUGCUGUGCAUGUCAGGGGUGCAGUGUGUGGGUGCUGUAAGUGUUAGGGGUGCAGUGUCUGUGUGUGUGUGUGUGAGGGUGAUGUGAGUGUGUGUGUGUGUGUGUGCUGUGUCAGGGGUGCAGUGUGUGUGAGUGAGGGUGCUGUUCAUGUCAGGGGUGCAGUGUGUGUGUGUGUGUGUGUGCUGUGAGUGUCAGCGGUGCAGUGUGUGUGUGCUGUGAGUCUCAGGGGUGCAGUGUGUGUGUGUGAGGGUUCUGUAAGUGUUAGGUGUGCAGUGUGUGUGUGUGAGUGAGGGUGAUGUGAGUGUGUGUGUGUGUGCUGUGUCAGGGGUGUAGUGUGUGUGAGUGAGGGUGCUGUGCAUGUCAGGGGUGCAGUGUGUGUGUGGGUGCUGCAGUGUCAGCGUGCAGUGUGUGUGCGCUGUGAGUCUCAGGGGUGCGUGUGUGUGAGUGAGGGUGCUGGGAGGCCAGGGUGCAGGUGUGUGUGUGUGCUGUGAGUGUCAGGGGUGCAGUGUGUGUGUGUGUGUGUGCUGAGGCUCGGGGUGCAGUGUGUGUGAGUAUGUUGUGAGUGUCAGCUGUGCAGUGUGUGUGUGUGUGUGUGCUGUGAGUGUCAGGGGUGCAGUGUGUGUCUGCUGUGAGUGUCAGGGGUGCAGUGUGUGUGUGAGUGUGCUGUGAGUGUCAGUGGUGCAGUGUGUGUGUGUGUGCUGUGAGUGUCAGCGGUGCAGUGUGUGUGUUUGUGUGUGUGUGCUGAGUGUCAGGGGUGCAGUGUGUGUGUGCUGUGAGUGUCAGCAGUGCAGUGUGUGUGUGUGUGCUGCGGGAGUGUCAGGGGUGCAGUGUGUGUGUGUGUGUGUGCUGUGAGGUCAGGGGUGCAGUGUGUGUGUGUGUGUUGUGAGGUCAGCGUGCAGUGUGUGUGUGUGCUGUGAGUGUUAGGGGUGCAGUGUGUGUGUGUGCUGUGAGUGUCAGGUGCAGUGUGUGUGUGUGUGUGCUGUGAGUGUCAGGGGUGCAGUGUGUGUGUGUGUGUGUGUGUGUGAGUGUCAAGUGCGUGUGUGUGUGAGUGCUCAGGGGUAGUUUGUGUGUGUGUGUGUGUGUGAGUGUCAUUGGUGCAGUGUGUGUGUGUGUGUGCUUUUGUGAGGCCAGGGUGCCGUGUGUAAGUGAGGGUGCUGUGAGUGUCAGGAGUGAAGUGUGUGUGAGGGUGCUGUGAGUGUCAGGAGUGAAGUGUGUGUGUGUGUGCUGUGAGUGUCAGGGUGCAGUGUGUGUGUGUGAGUGAGGGUGCUGUGAGUGUCAGGGGUGCAGUGUGUGUGAGUGAGGGUGCCGUGAGUGUCAGGGGUGCAGUGUGUGUGAGUGAGAUGCUGUGUCAGGGGUGCAGUGUGUGCGAGUGAGUGUGCUGUGAGUGUCAGGUGCAGUGUAAAAGUGUGCUGUGAGUGUCAGGGGUGCAGUGUGUGUGUGUGUGUGCUGUGAGUGUCAGGGGUGCAGUGUGUGUGUGUGUGAGUGUCAGGGGUGCAGUGUGUGUGUGUGAGUGUCAUUGGUGCAGUGUGUGUGUGUGUGAGUGUCAUUGGUGCAGUGUGUGUGUGUGUGAGUGUCAGGGGUGCAGUGUGUGUGUGUGAAUGAGGGUGCUGUGAGUGUUAGGGGUGUCUGUGAGGCUGAUGUUAGUUAGGUGAUUAUUUCCCCCCUCCCUGCUUACCUUUAGCCUGGGAGGGGGAUCCUGCUGCUGGGGCUGCCAUCCAUCCCUGGUGGUCUUAGUGGUGAGUGAACUCUAGCCUGUAAGGCUAGAGUUCACUCUCGCGAGACCCGGAGCGUUGCCAUGGCAACGCUCCGAAUCUCGCGAGAGGAACCCGGCGGAGCUGUUAGUUAAAGCUCCGCUGGGUUCCUCUCCUGGCAGGCUGGUUCCCUCCCUCUCUCCCCCGGCGGCCGCACUAUCCUGCAUGUGGGCCGGUGGGGAGAUCUCUGAUCUCCCCACCGGCCCUCCAUGGACUACUGCAGGGCCGGCGUUCAGAUAGCGCCGGCCCUGCAAAGACCGGCAGGAGAGAUCCUGUGAUCUCCCUGCCGGCCUCGGCCCCACGGCCACCGCGGCCCACCGGGCAUUUGCCCGGUGUGCCCGAUGGCCAGUCCGGGCCUGCUCACUACUAAUCUCCUACUGCCUUUCCAAGCACAUAACACAGGUAAAAUCUCUAACAAUAACCUGAGAAGUCCUUCUCGUCAGUUAAUUUCUAAUUACCGGAACUCAUUCUUUAGGACUCUCCAUUGUCCUCUGACUUAGUUAAUAUAGUAAUCAUACAGAAUAGGCAAUUCAAUUUAACAUUUGUACAUAUUGGUUAUAUAUGUGGAAACUUUGUCAAGGUACUAUAUGUAUAAUUACAAAAGAAGAUGUGUCAAGUGAAUAUAUGGCAUUUGGCACUGAUGUGGCUCUACAUUACAAAGUAUCUUCCAUGGAAUGACAACCAGUUUUUGCAAACCAUGCUCAUUCUUUUUUUUCUCAGGAGUUGGACAAAUCUAUAGACAGUGCAUCAACCUAGAAUUACUUCUCUGUUACUCCACAAAGUAACCUCUAGGCCAGGGAUAGGCAACCUUUGUCACUCCGGAUGUUUUGGGCUACACCUCCCAUGAUGCUUUGUCAGCAUUAUGGGUGUAAAAGCAUUAUGGGGGAUGUAGUCCAAAACAUCUGGAGUGCCGAAGGUUGCCUACCCCUGCUCUAGGCUAUAAUUUAAUCUUAGUAAGUGGUGUACACAACCUUUUACAGAUGUCAGCAGCAUACACAUAACAUGAACCAUGAUAUGGAAAGAUAAUCUUCUAAAACAGAAAUCAGCUCUUAAUUGUGAUCCCUCUACACAGGUAAAGAGUGUCCCAGGGGGCCCUCCUGAUGAUACAGCCACUCUGAUUUACUCAGAUAAGCCACAGAGUCCAGUAAGAGCUUUAAGCAACAACAGCAUUUACAAGCCGCCCCAGGAGGAUUUUGUCCAGAAAACAGAGGCUCCCAUCAACAACAGGUUUGUAGUUAAAUAUAUAUAUAUAUCAUUUUUAUAGAUAAUAGAAAAUGCUUGUUUACCAAGACUGUCUAGAAUAGACAGUUUAUAAUCAAAACAGAAACAUGGGUGGAAUUCUUUCCAAACAAGCCUGGGUGUUGCUGGGCAGCAAAAAUGGACUUCGGCUCAAAGUAUUUAUUCUAUGGUAUUUCCCACAUAGAGUUAAGCCCCUCCCAAAACAUCACUAUAUAACAUGCCCUAUACUUAACUCUAAACUGUAAUAUGUUCUGUGAAUCACAUUAUGACCUCAAAUCUUUGAAUGAUCUUUGAAUCUUUCAGCGUAUUAUAUAAACCUAAAUUUAUAAACUCUACUCCUGCUGUAUUAGUCUAUCAUCCUGCUAGCCUACAGCUGCCGCAUUAACCCUAAACUUUAUGCAUUAUAACGGCACCACUGCAUUAACACCAUGCACCCACUACAAUAUCCCCAAAGUGUGCUCCAAAUACAGUGCAUUAAAGAGGUAUUGUUAGAAAUUAUGUAAUUUGAGGUAUUCUCCUUGUUGUAGCACAGACUAAAGGAAAUUAACAUAUAAAUGUAAUUUUUUCUUUAAUUUGCAUCAAUCCGAGGUGUUGCAUGGGCUUCAGUCCUAGGGUACAUUUUUUUUUUUUUUUUAUCUCCUACCACAUUUAUUGCCUUAAGGCUCUCCUGAAAGAAACCAUAUACCAUAUUCUAAGUCCAACACUAAAUCCUAAUGUGUUCUAUAAAAUACAUUGUGACACCAAAUAUUUGAUUGAAUUCAGAGUAUUAUAUUAACCUGUAUCUGUAACCCCCAUGCCUGCUAAAUUAAUUACAAGCCAGACUAUAUUAAUCCUUCUGGUCUGAUGAAUCAAUGAUCUGGGCAAUUUUCUCUUUGGAAGCCUUGGAUCCUGGCAUUUACGUGGAUGUUACUUUGACAUGAACCACCUACUUAGAGACUGUUGCAGACCUCAUACACCACUUCAUGGCAAUAGUGUUCACUGAUGGCAGUGGCCCAUAAUGCACCCUGUCACACGGCACAUAUUAUUCAGGAAUGGUUUGAGGAUCACAACAAAGAGGUGUUGCCCCAGAUCUUAAUCCUAUUGAGCAUCUAUGGGAUGUACUGAAACAACAAAUCUUAAGAAUAGAGUACAGUUAUGUAUUUAUCUCCAACAUAAAAAUAUGGCACAGCAUGCUGCCACAAUCAUCCAGUAACCCACAGAGGCAAAGCUAUAGAAUAUGGAUCUAGAACAGCGAUGGCUAAUUUUGGGCACACAAAGGCCACUUUGCUGGCACAGAAGCCAACGGUUUACUAUAUUGUGGGUACUCAUGGCCAGCACUACCCUAAGACAACAUUCUUCUGGUUUCCAGAAAGAGGGGCAGAUCAUGCAUUCCACUACCGGACCACCAGGGAUUCCUUAUUAAGAACACUGACAACCAGGGAUUAUUAUUAACCCCCACCAAACCACAAGGGAAUCAUUAUCCCUUACCUGACAACCAGGGAAAUAUUAUUAAUCCCCACUAGACCACAUGGGAAGAUAGCCCUCUUAAUGUAAAAAUGGUAAGCAGAAGUGGGAGGAAAACAUUUUUUUAUUACUGUGGUUAAAUUAAAAUAAGCACCAACCAUACAUAUCACACACAAGAAUAAACUGUUGCAAGGUAGAAUAAAUUGCAAGUUAGCAGAGCUCCACCCAGCAAUCUAAGCAUUCCAAUUAUAGAAGCCUUAAUUAAGAUAGGGAAAUGUACAGCUGACUUAAAAUGUAUAUAGCCCACACAUCAAGAUCUAGAUGAUUUUACAUAGGUGAUCACAAUAUAAAUUAACAAUAAUUUCUGAAAAGUAUAUAUAAACAAGUAAGAACAAUAUAAGCAAUGCAGAAAUUAAACAUGUAUGAAAUUGAGAACAGCUAAGACCCAGAAUAGUAUGUAAGAAUAUGUAGAAUAGAUUCACUAAUUUACUGCAAGUCCUGAUUACUGACACACGAACAUACUGUUAUCGCAACAGCUGUACCCCAAUCAAAAUGAAAAUGCUGGCAAAUGUAAGACAAUACCCCAGUGUUUGCAUAUAGGUAGUCACAAAAAUGUAAAUAGGAAAUGUAGGGGAAGCAGUAAUGUAAUUCUAUUCUAGAUUACUCAAAAUCAAAUUAUGUUUGUAGCCUUGCUUAGUUAGCCUGGUUGUCACAUCAUGAUGUACACUUUACUAGGACUUUCAGAAUGCCAUGUGUUUUGUGUGAAAUCAAUUAACAUUGGUCACUUUGGGAUGCCAUAUUUUUAUUAAUUAUUAGAUUUUUCCCCAAAGCACAUAUACAUUAUACAAAGGGACAGGUAGUACUUUCAAGCCCUGCAUAUCAGCUAAAUAAAAAUGCUGUUAAAGUAAUCUAUCCCUGACAAUGGUGCAAACGGCAAUGCUGCCCCACCCAGGGGAGACCACCAGGGAUCCCACCAGAAGUGAUAACACCCCCUUUUAGUCAAUAAGUAAGUGGGUGGAGAUAUGUGGGGAGGCCUUCCCCAUCUCUAGGCUGUCCUCAUUUACAAAAUAGAGGCCCAGGGCAGUAUUCUGUGUAUGAGGACUGCUUGGGAGGAUGGGGAAGGCCUCCCCACAUAUUGGCAUCCUGCCUGGGACCCUUGACAAACCGGCUCUGAUAAGAGGCAGUCUGCAAGCAGACAAAGAUUGAUCAGAGACAAGAAAAGGUCAGGGAACACAGAAAUACUCACAAUCAGACAACAGGCUAAUGUCAGUAAACAGAGCAGGGGGGCAGAGUCUGACCGCUAAGCUGAGCGGACACAUGAAGCUUGAGCUCCCGCAUUACCCGACGAAACCAGCAUUUCUAAGCCUAACAUUGGGGCUUACUUGCUCAACCUUAGAUGUAUCCACACACAGGGGAGCCCGGGGAAGCCCAAGGAUCUGUUGCGGCCUACUGGGACCUGGACACGGGAGAGGCGGCCGCUACACUCCUACCCCCCGUCCUCCCUGGACCGGUGGGGGAUAUCCCGGUCCUCAUACCGCAGAAGGUGCAGCACACACAGAGAGCGAGAAGGCUGAGGAACAGCACAAUGCAAACCUUGUGGUGCAAGCAAGAUGGCCACCACAUUGGAAGCUCAACAAAGCUGCCCAGGCCUUCAAUGGAAGACCCUCUUUGAGGCUCGGUUCGACGCCAUAUGCCGCAAGUUCUGCCACUGCAUCACUUAGAGAGCUACCUUACACCCUCCUAUGGCAACAAAGCUACCGCAAGCUGCAAACUCCAAUGCCUGUCUAUCUCCCGAGAUGGGAGUCCAUCCGGAGAAGCCUCCCGUCAGCAACCCUGGUGUCCAGAAAGACACCUGGAAGAUGGAGACCCCUAAGCCCCAAAACUACGCUAAGCACAGAGUGAGAAGCCAGGGAAAUCCAGAGCUGGCACUCGCGAAGGCUUGGAGCCAGGGACAAAGGACACGGCAGAUGCACAAGGCGUCGCCCAUGCGCCCACAAGCAUGCCCACAGAACACAGACGCUACUGUGCUACGAAGAGGUAAACGUCUUGGAAUGGAGAAGGUCCCUCUCAUCCACACCGUCUGGACCUGCUCCUGGGACGGCGAUCCCACUGCUAACGACACAGAGCUGGACUUUGAACCGUGGCCCACUUUUGGCAUAGGGUGAACUGUACUUACCUGGCACACCUGCCCCACACACCUGGCUCACGAGUGGCUUACCCUGACUGGCAUAACCUAGUUUUUGCAUAUCUUGGUGUCGGCAUUACUUAGUACUCAGCCUGAUGAGCCCACUCUAAGUAUAGCCUCUCCAGUGUAGUCAGUUAUCUGAUCCAUAUACCCUAUUGUGUAUCUGCUGACUCUCACCUUUAGCAUGCUUCCUCGACUUAUAUUAUUACCAUAGUAUUUCUCUUCUGACAUAACUCACUAUGUCUAAUAUGUCUCAUGUAGUUAAUCCCCUAGUUUAAACUACAGCCUUAGACAUAUCUACCUAACCUGAAAUAAUUAUACAAAUUGUGCCGUUCUUGCAUGCCAUGAUCUUGUUUCCCAGUUUUACUUAUUAGCUUGUACCUGCUGUUGUGGCAAUACAAGCAUGUUUGUAACUUUAAGCACUGCAAAAAUAAUAAACAGAGCAGAAUGAGUAACCAGUAUAAGCAAACAAUCAGAAAUGCACUCUCAGGUAUCAGGAACAAAAACAGGGCAAUGGACAAACUGAGGAGUGGUCUUAAAUAGCCUGAACUUAUAUACUAUUGGUCGGUUAUAAUUUUGGCACCAACAUGUACACAACCAAUAUUGAUAAGAUGAUGCUGGCCACUGCAGCUCCAAAAAAAAUUAGACAAGUUAGGACAGGUAUAAGGAGCUGCAGAAAUUAAGUGGUUCAUGUUAGAAAGGACGCAGAAUGACAAUUGACGUCAAUACGUGUCCAGCAGACUACCCUGGUCUAGAGGCAAUACUGCUGGAAAUUUUAGUGAGUGCCACUCCACUUUAUGCACAUUGCAUGCCCUGCAGUGUCCAGCAGGGGCAGAAGUCUGAAUCUCAUGUGUGGCUUGGUGAAUGUGGGGGUGAGAGAUGAAGUUAAACCCUAAUCCCUAUGUAUAUUGCUUCAUGCAGUACUUUAUGUAAGUAGGGUCAAAUAAUUGUAAACAUCCUACAAUUAAAUAGAGCUUAUAGCCAUGUUGCCCUCCUACCUUUCCAUUUUCAGCAUUUCCAAAUUGAUUGCAUUUUCUAAAUGCAGGUCAUGUCUCUGGGCACUUAAAGGAAAGAGAAAAGGAUCAAAAAUGGUAACUUUAAAAAGAACAAAAAAAUGUAAUUUUAUUUUUAUUUUUCAGUAGUAUAUAUUGGAAUUUGGAAUACCCCUCCCAAUGAUUUUCAGUGUUUAGAUUUGCAAAACAUCAGUGCUUCUUAAGCUAGUUCUCAGUGACUAACACUGACCAGGAUUUAUAAAUAUAAAUACAAUUUGCACCACUUGUAUUAAAUCAGUACCUAUUAGACAAGCAUAUUAGGGCUAUACAUAGGACACAAGGUCAUGUGUUUAGACUAGAAGAAGGAAGAUUUAGUCUAAGGCAAAGGAAAUGUUUUUUACCGUAAGAACAAUAACGAUGUAGAAUUCUCUGCCUGAAGAAGUGGUUUUAUCAGAGUCUGUACAGAUGUUUAAACAGCAACUAAAUGCAUACUUGCAAAAACACAAUAUCCAAUUAUAGAAUUUUUCAACUGCAGGGUUUUCAACUGUAGCUCCUUGAUCCAAUGAUAAAUCUGACCAUUCUGGGGUCAAGAAGGAAUUUUUUACCUAAUUUGUUGCAAAAUUGAAAGUGCUCCAAGCUGGGCUUUUUUUUUUAUUUUUUUUACUUUCAUUUGGCUCAACAGUAAAAAAUAGAUGUAUGGAAGGCAAAACUUGAUGGACACAUCAACUAUGUAACUAUGUCCUUAGUGUGCUAUGUUUAUUGAGCUAUUCACAUAAUGCUGGAAUUUGUAUUGCCAUUGAGAUAUAAUUAAUAUCUAAACUUAGCAGGGAUGCAAGACAGUUUUUACAGUUUUUAAAGGAUUACUCCAUUGUCCAAAUACAAAAAGUAUCACUAUUUAGAAGAUAUACACCAAACGAAAACUUUUUCAUUGUGGUUAUAGAUAUAAAAACAUCUUGCAAAACCUGCAGUUCUCUUAUCUGCAGCCUUUAUAAGUCCUCCCCUUGUAACCCCUCCCAAACUUUCUGUGGUUGUCCAAUCACAGAUUUCCCAAUACAGCUCAAUGAAAAGUCUUUGCAAGGCAGGAGCUCUGGGAAAUUGAUUCCUCUUGAGUUGGAUGUAACCCAGAGGCAGUCUUUAAUUAGCAGUGUAGGAACUACUAUCAAACAUGCCUCUAUCAAACGUGCACUGUACUUGGCCUGAUGGGAAAUCCUGCCAUGAUCAGUUGUAAUAAUUUGGGAUCCUUAUUAUAGAGUUAAAAAUUACUAAACAAAUAACUCUUUCAGACCUUACCUGUUAUAACAAUUGAGUGAGGCUAAAAUAGUUCCUAACACUAAUUUUCUUUCAAAGUUUAUUUUUUUGAAUUUUAAUCAUUUUAAACCUGUUUAAACAUUAGCUUCGCUCAAUUAUUAUUCUGACCGUAAGAAAUAAAAGAAAUAGUGAUGGCAGAUAAUAGGACAUUUAGGGUUAAGGUGAGGUUUCAAAUUAGGGUAAGGAAUUAAUUUAGACUAACUCAAUUAUUAUUCUUACCCUAAACCUAAAAAUAGUAGAAAUAGUGGAGGCAGAUAACCGGAAAUAACCCUAGAAAUAGUGGAGGGCAGGUAACAGGAAAUGUUCUAAUCGAACUUUAAAUAUCAUUUUAGAAAACUGAAUGCAUUGCUCUUUGGAGUGGCCCGUGUAAAAAAUGUUUAUUUAUUCUUUUAUACCUAAAGUUUACUUUUUCUUUUAUACCUUCACAGCCCAAACAGUAUGUAUCUAUCAGUGUUAAUAGACUAAUAUGUAUGUAUUUGCAGUUCUCCUGUACCAGAGAGUGUGUAUCAAGAACAGAGCAGAGGAAGACCUCCAGUUCGUCGAGGUCGGAGGUGGAGAAGGAAUCCAGAACUCGAUGAAUCUCAGUAUGAAACAGAUUAUACCACAGCUGUGGAAUCAGAUGACGACAGAGAUGUGGAGAAUUGGGAAAGGUAUGAGUAAGAAGUUAUCGUGUUUGGAAGAUGGCAUAAAAGGAACAGAAGUUUUGCAAAGAAGGAAUUUGCUCAAAAAUAAUGAAAUGUCAUGAGUUGAGCAUUCCAGAUAAACAGCAGACUGUAGGACAAGAGUCUCUCAUAACUAAUAGGGUCCUAAGUGGAAGAGAAACAUUAGCUUUUGUGGAGGGAUUGAAAAUGCAAAACCACUGGAGGAAGAGCAGAAUAUUUAGGAUAAACGUAUAAUUUCAGGAAUAGUCAUGUUCAGUUGCUGAAGGGAGGCAAAUUUCUACAGGAGCAGUAAACUGAAAGAGGUUUUAUAGUGAGGGAAAGAAACUGUGCACAUGAUCAUCACCAACAUUUCUCUUUCUUAGUUUGUACCCACCAAUUACUUCAGACGCACAGCGGCAGGAAUACAAGCGCGAGUUUGACACUGAUUUGCGGCGUUACAAACGCAUGUGUGCCGAGAUGGAUGACAUCAACAACCAGCUGCAGCAACUCAGCAAACAGCUGGAUGGACUAGCUGAGGGCAGUGUCCAAUACCAGGUACCACCAAGUGUCUCUCAUCUUUCCAAUGAAGCCAACAAUUUCUUGUUUCAUUCCAUGCUUAGACACUUUUCUUCUGCUUUCUAAUGAUAUAUUUUUGCAUUCAGGGUGUAGCUGAGGAGUACAACAGACUGAAGGAUCUGAAGAGAGUAAGUUACUAUAUUAUUUAAAAUCAACACAUCACUGUUAUAGGACUUACUUUAAGAGACUUGUUCUUCAACUGUGAUAAAAUCAGGGCUCAAAAUUGACAAUCUCCAACAGCAAUUUUGUGGUGAAAAUUUAGCCCUGGCAAGUAGAAAUUUCUCCCAGGUUGUAUGCUAUGGCUUGCAGGAGCAAGUAACUUUUGUGGUCUGGCUAGUAGCAAAGGACUUCAGAUUUUACGUCUUGAUAAAAUAUAUACCAAAGUUACUGCCUAAGUGCCUUCUUUAGACUCUCUCCGACAGGUCUCCAUUGUUUUACGGAAGGAAAUGCUGGUGCACUAAAAAAUGUAUUGCUGUUUGGGCCGUAAGAAAUUUGUUACACAUGUUUCUGCCAUUAGAGACCUAAUCAACAGAGUAUGAGGACCACGCUGUGGUUCCAGAGUUAAAAAUCGUUGUAUUACACAACUCAUAAACGUUUUAUUCUACGAACGAGCCCCUUAUAUAUUACCGAAUACCAGUACCUUAUAGCAAGGAUAGAGCGUACACAAACUUCUUUAAAUGAAAACUUCCAUACUGUCCUGAUCAGUCCUUGUACAAUUCUGUAACUACUAAUAAAAGAGCAGGAGAUUGUAAUGGUAUUUUGCAAUACUAUGCGAAAGUGGCUAUUUUAUGGUGAAAGUGAAGUUAUCGGUUAAUUUCACUUUUAAUUCUAUUUUUAAUAAAUAGUCACAUUCCAAUGCUUUGCAUAAACAUUUGUCUUAUUUUAUAGCAGAAACAAAAUGCUGCCAUUUUGCAAUCUCAAAUUAGGCUGAAAAUCUAUUUGUUUUAUUGAAUAGCCAAAUUAGAUUUUUCUACACAUUUCUGCUCUACUGGCUUAAUAUGCCAAUUUGGGAUUUAGUGAACAGACAGACAGGUGCUUCUGUACAUCUCAUUUUCUUUGCAGAGUCUGUAGGUGUAUCAUAUAUUUUUAACAGUGUACAUUGCUAGAGUUAUUUACAUGCGUAAAGUAUAUAUUUUUUUAAAUCCAAUUACAAAUCCUGUUUAAAAUAGGUUCUUGCUAUUUGAGUUUUCCUACAGUAACAAAUAAAUAUGUGUUGCAUAUAGUGAGCUUGAAGCCACCAUUGUCACCACACAAGGUAUUCCUUAAACAAAAGUACAGAAGUAAGAAGUUAGGAUCAUCUUUACUACCAAAAGAAAGUAUAAACAUAUGCCACAUAAGGUUCUUAACUCCUGGGUUGGCACCCAACAUUGUGUCCCAUGUUAUUUCAGUGUUCCCCUAAUGUUUAGAACAGACACAUUAUAUUCACCCAGCUACACAUAACCUAACUGAAUAGCAUACACAUACAUAUCUAUUGCUCUGAUUUGUCUAAAUCAGAAGAUAUUUGAACUUUUGAGAAAUUCUGAGAAUCAGGUUGAAAUAAACAAAGUUUAAAUAUGAUUAUUUUUGGAUGAUUAGUCAAAAAGUCACGCUUUGGAUACUGAGUAUUCAAAAUAAUGUUUAGCACCAGGCCAUUACCCGAGUAAAGCAUUAUUUACAAUAAAACAAAACAGAUUUACUGGUAAUCAAUUCAAAUUUGGUUUAAAAAGCUGAAUAUGAUGGACUUGGCUUUUUUUUCAUCCUUGACUGCUAUUUAAAGGAUCACUGCGUUGUUUUCCUGACACUAUAGUGCACUGAGGGUGCCCCCACCCUCAGGGUCCCCCUCCCGUGGCGUGACCCCUUCAGCCACUUACCUUAAUCCAGCGACGGGCUCCUUCGGCGCUGGUGACCUCUCCUCCCCCGCCGACGUCAGCUCCCCCGUCCGAUGUCACUGGAGCCGAAUGCGCAUGCGCGGCAAGUGCCGCACGCACAUUCAAAAUGUCCAUAGGAAAGCAUUUCUUAUUUCUCUGGAAGACAGCCACUAGAGGCUGGAUUAACCCCAAAUGUAAAUAUAGCAGUUUCUCUGAAACUGUUAUGUUUACAUGUGAAGGGUUAAAACCUAGUUGGACCUGGCACCCAGACCACUUCAUUAAGCUGAAGUGGUCUGGGUGCCUAUAGUGGUCCUUUAAAGGCGCUUAGAAAUAUAAUAAAAUGCAGAACAAUUUUCGAUAGCAGCUUUCAAACAAUCGAAGGAACUCCCUAACCUACAAUUAAAUAGAAAUAGAUACUAUGUGGUAAAAUUACACCAAUAGUAAAAAGUGUGUAGUGCUGAAAUAAUAUAUUGCACUUACCACAAAGGGUUAAAAUAGAGAUACGGUGCUGAAAGAUAAAAUAUCUAUUUUAACCCUUGGGGGUAAGGGCAAUAUUAAUUUUAGCGCUACACACUUUUUUACUAUUGCUGCCAUUUUACCACAUAAAAUACAAUGUACGGUUAUGACAUAUUUUCCCUAAAGUCAAUGAGUUCACUAAAUAGCCACUACAGUAAGCACAUUAAAAUCAUUACAGAAAAAUAAGUAACAUUUCUAUAUGAUUUAUUUUAUCAGAACCCUGACUAUCAAACCAAGAAGACUGAAACCAAAAAACUCAGGAACAAACUGUUUCACAUCAAGAAAAUGGUGAAUUACUAUGACAAAGCUCGAGAUUGAUGUGACUCAAAACAAGGCAAUGUUAAUGAUGGCCACAAGAGGGACACAAGUAUCAUAGGAUGGAAAUCAAUAACAUUUACCAAGCAUUCAAAAGGACCGAAACACAAUUUUUAGUAUUUUUUUCCCCUCAUAUUUAAUCAAUCUGUAAAUAUGCUUGAUUUAGACUACCAGUAAUUCCUCUAACAACAAGAGGUUAAUAUUAGGGAGACAGGAUUGUUGUUUGAAUGUGGAAUAUAUAUAUAUAUUUAAAUAUAUAUAUAUAUAUAUAAAUGUAAUCAUGUUAAGCAGUGCAAUUGAUAGAUUGUGGAGAUGUUUUACAUGUUUAACAUUUAAGUAUGUAUUUUUACAAGAGUCCCUGAUCAUUUAUUCAUAUAAAUUAAAGUAAACUAGGUAUUAACACUGACUGUUAUUAUAAGCAUUUAUAUAUAUAUAUAUAUAUAUAUAUAUAUAUAUAUUGUGAGUUGGUUGUCAUUUUGCAGUCAGAUCUCCGUAAAUUAGAUUUUAAAUAACUGGAACUGCACAAACUUGCCUGAUGUACAGUGAAAAUAUCUCUAUAUCAAAUUUUACAGUCAAAUGUACUUUGUGUGUAAUUAAUUCUAAUAGUGCAGUCUCUGCACGGCAAUAAUGAUUUUUAUUUUAAUCAUUUUAAUUUGUACUUUUAGUGUGUUGACUAAUUUAAAAAAAUGCAAAUUAUGAUGACAGCAAUCAAUGAUUGUAACAUGGAAUAUGAUUUAACAUAAAUUCUAAUGGAAAACAAAAAUGUUUUUAUUUAAUAUACACAAUCAAAUUCAGCUUUACUAUAUAGUUUGUCAAAAAACAGUUUUAUACAGGUUCAGAUCUGUCAUUUUAUAUUGUGUACAAAUUUCAGGUUAAGUUGAACCUUGAAGCAGGGAUGUAUUUACCACAAGGCAAACAAGGCAUUUGCCUAGGGCGGCACUUUCGGGGGUUCGCCAAAAAAUGCCACCCCAAGCUCCCAGACAAAUGCCUUGCUUGCCUUGUGUUCUGGGGCUGUCCACCUUACUGUAAGUGAGUGAGUGAAAGUGUGUGUCUGUUUCAGUGAGAAUGGGUGUGCCUGUGAGUGUGUGUCAGUGUGUGUAUGUCAUUUUAUGUGUAUCUGAGAGUGUGUGCCUGUCAGUGAGUGGGUGUGUCAGUGUGUGUCUGUCAGUGAAAGUGUAUGUUGGUUAAACAGUGUGUGCUUAUGAGUGUAUGUGUGUACCAAUGAAUGUGUAUCUGUCAGUGAGUGUAUAUCAGUGCAUGUAUCAAUGAGGGCAUGUGUCUGUCAGUCACAAAAGUGGCUUUGACACGAAUUGGGGGGUCAAAUUUAGAUUUUGGGGGUCCCCAAAUUUAGUCGUGCCUAGGGUAGCACAAAUCCAAAAUACACCGCUGCCUUGAAGUAUACAUUAAAGAAGACUAGGUUAUUUUUCAGAUGUGCUUGAUUUAGUAAAUUUACCAUGUUUCCAUAUAAGAGAGGAUGUGUGAAUGGACAUAUGGAAGCAUGGUAUUAUUCUGAAAUAAAUACAGUACUGCGACUUGCCUUUCAAUUUAUUAAGAUUUCC